Pelobates cultripes (western spadefoot toad) is the source of this 71320-nucleotide messenger RNA. The record is from the annotation of a GenBank genome assembly. NCBI's taxonomy places the organism in Eukaryota, Metazoa, Chordata, Amphibia, Anura, Pelobatidae.
AUGCGCGCGCAAACGUGACUGUAACACGUGGGAAGAGGAAGGGGAGGAGUGGAAGCUGAUAGCAGGGACAGGCAGAAGCAGUGUUUAGAGUGGCUCAUGUUUUGACAAGUUAAGUUUUGUUAUCUUAUAAAAUAAAAGAAAGAAAGAAGGAAAAUAAAUAAAGGAAGGAGAAGGAGAGAAUAAAAAGAAAGAGAAAAAGAGACCCUUGAUAUAUUGAUAUAAUAUAAGGAAGGUAAAGAAGAAGAAGGCAGAAAAAGUAGAAACACGUAAUAAAAACUGGCACCCAAUACAGCGUUGUUUUUGGUGUUUGUAAUAAAAGGGAAAAGAGGGGGUGGGGUGGGGAGCACUGUGCGGAGUGCAGAUCAAAACGUAAGAGUAAAAGUAGUAAGUAAAACUAGUAAAAGUAAAAAAAUGUUUUAGAUCCUAUAUAUAUAUAUAUAUAUAUAUAUAUAUAUGGCAUUUAACAAUCAGGACUGAUACACUAAUCUAUAUUAUGUUCUUUUUCUUCAGUUGCACUUAAUGUGUAAAAAUUAUUAUAAGCAAAAGUGUGACUUUUUUGUUUUAUUCCCUUUUUUUUUCCAUUUUCAACAUUUUAUUUAUGAUCUGGUAACUUAUCACUGCAAAAAGCUCAUGUACCUCUAUUAAUUUUGCAGUAAGUAAGCUUCUGGGGGGAGGGGGGCUAGCGUUUCAAAGCAAAAUACAAUUUUAAAUGAAUCUAGGCUGGUGUAAUAAUUGAGUCUCCCUGGUGUGAGCGGGUAGUUAAUCCUGCUCACAACAAACCAUUAGGACAUUCCAUGUCAUACUAACGGUGUUAAAUCCCACUAUUGUUAGGAUCGCAUGGAAUGUCCUAAUAUCCUUUAGGGGUUACAAAAAAAAGUACAUUAUUAGUGUGGUUGCACUUAAUAUGAAAGGUAAAUUAUGGUUGGACAAACACAUGGCUCAAAUUCGAGAUUUUGUUUUGGUUCAGAACUUGUUCAAUUGCCUCUGUCCUCAAAUGGUUAAAAAAAUCUUUAUUAAAGUUUUGUUCUAAUCUACAGCAAUUUCAGUAAUUCAGAUUGUCUGUUGUCUGUCGAUCCAGCUACAUAUACAUACACUGUAACCAACUUCAACAAAACAAACGGGGUGCAGCUGUGGCCCUUGACAGGUCGGUGUUCUCUUGUGUAUCACCAUAGUUCCAAGUGGAUCUCUCGCCUUACCAUUGUGGGAGAUGCUGGAGAGAUUUGUUAAAAGUUUAAUCAAAGUAUGUGGAUAUACUAAAUACAAUGAUUUAUAGAAAUUAUUUAACACAGGAUUAAUCACUAAAGUCUAAAUAGUCAGAAAGUCAAAGUGAUUUUCAUUUUGGGCCAUAACAGCCAAACUUAAAGCAUAGUUCACUAUAAGUAAAUCUGGUUAUUUUGGCCAUAAAGGGACACUCUGGUCACCAUGACAACUUCAUCAAAAUGAAGUUGAUAUGGUGCCAGGAGGCUGCCGAACACACAUGUACCUUUAUAUAAAUAGGGAGCUACUGACUGGCUUAGAGUGUCAACUGACCCCUCUAGCCAAUCAUCAAUGCCCCUCUAGCCAAUCAGCGGUGCCCCUCUAGCCAAUCAGCGGUGCCCCUCUAACCAAUCAGCUGUGCCCCUCUAGCCGAUCAGAGGUGCCCCUCUAGCCAAUCAGCGAUGCCCCUCCAGCCAAUCAUCAAUGCCCCUCUAGCCAAUCAGCGGUGCCCCUCUAGCCAAUCAGCAAUGCCCCUCUAGCCAAUCAUCGGUGCCCCUCUAGCCAAUCAGCGAUGCCCCUCUAGCCAAUCAGCGGUGCCGCUCUAGCCAAACAUCGAUGCCCCUCUAGCCAAACAUCGAUGCCCCUCUAGCCAAUCAUCGAUGCCCCUCUAGCCAAUCAGCGAUGCCCCUCUAGCCAAUCAGCGGUGCCCCUCUAGCCAAUCAUCGGUGCCCCUCUAGCCAAUCAGCGGUGCCCCUCUAGCCAAUCAGCGGUGCCCCUCUAGCCAAUCAUCGAUGCCCCUCUAGCCAAUCAUCGAUGCCCCUCUAGCCAAUUAGCGGUGCUCCUCUAGCCAAUCAGCGGUGCCGCUCUAGCCAAUCAGCGGUGCCCCUCUAGCCAAUCAGCGGUGCCGCUCUAGCCAAUCAGCGAUGCCCCUCUAGCCGAUCAGCGAUGCCCCUCUAGCCGAUCAGCGGUGACCCACUAACCGAUCAGCAAUGCCCCUCUAGCCAAACAGUGAUGCCCCUCUAGCCGAUCAGCGAUGCCCCUCUAGCCGAUCAACGGUGCUCCUCUAGCCGAUCAGCGAUGCUCCUCUAGCCGAUCAGUGGUGCCCCUCUAGCCGAUCAGCGGUGCCCCUCUAGCCAAUCAGCGGUGCCCCUCUAGCCGAUCAGCGGUGCCGCUCUAGCCAAUCAGCGGUGCCCCUGCAUGGUGGCACGCUACCUGUAACUCAGAUUCAGAAGGCGCUGCCACCUGGGGAACCAGCUGAUCGUGCUGGAGACAACCCUUCGCUUUCAACCGUUCGAGAACAGUUUAACCCCUUAAGGUAUGAGUGUGCCCGGGGCCUCCUCGCACCAUAACAACUUCAUUUAGAUGAAGUUGUUAUGGUGACCGGAGUGUCCCUUUAAAUUAACUUUGCAUUCUAAUCGAUUCACGGUUUAGUGAAUGAGCCUAUUUUUACAGCUCAGCAAUUUUGGUAAUUAAUAGUUUGACUUCCUUGUCAGUUCUCAUCCACUCUCAGUUUAGUAAAUAAGCCCCUCCCUGCUCAUGCUGAGGGCCAGUUUCACAGCUGUGUAAGGCUGCCAUCUUGUGGCCUCCAGGACUCCCAACAGCAGCCAUUUAUCCUCAACCUGGCAACUCCGAGUGCUAAUCCGCCAUCUUGAAAAUGGGCAGGGGGGUGGGGAGAUGGGAACUGUCUAACCAAAUCACGUGACUGGAGGGAGGGGGCGUGGCUCUCCUGACGCCUGUCUUUUGACGUGAGCACUCAGCUGUGCUGCUAAACCUCUCCAAAGAUGGCGUCCGGAGCCAGGCUGUGGGGGAAUGGGGGACACUAGGAGUGCGGGGUAAUGACACCUCCCUGAGGACCCCCCGGGCUGAGGUGAGUCUCGCCCUCCAUCACAGAGAGGGAGCAGGUCCUGCCCAGGGGUGGGGGGUGUUGGAGAGAAGCAUUGCCCCCCCCCUCACUGUAUGUUUUUGGGGGGCAGGUCGAGUUCAGUGAAAAUAUAGGGGUCUAACCACCACAACCACAUCCCUUCAUCAUGGGAUUCCCCUCCCUGCUGUGUCAGUACAGGUCAGUGAGGGCUAACCUUGGCACCAUGAAUUGUGUCUGGACUACAUUCCCCAUGACGCUCAGCCAGCUUUUAGACUGACUAACAUGAGGGGGAGGUAGGCACCUGGGGUGCACUGCAUGCCCCUUGAUGCUCAGCCUAAAAGCUCACACAGUAUGAUGGUUAAUCAGAUACAUGCAUGUCCAGAAAUGCUCAGCCAGCCCUUAGCAGGGCUGCCUAAGCAUUAUGAGGAAUGCAGUUUGGAGCCAUUAGUGUUGCACUAACUUUGGUUAAUCAGAUACAUGCAGGUGCACUGUCCAGAAAUGCUCAGCCAGCCUUUAGCAGGGCUGCCUGAGCAUCAUGGGGAAUGCAGUUUGGAGCCAUUAGUGUUGCACUAACUUUGGUUAAUCAGAACAUGCAGGUGCACUGCAUGUCCAGAAAUGCUCAGCCAGCCUUUAGCAGGGCUGCCUGAGCAUCAUGGGAAUGCAGCUUGGACCCAUUAGUGUUAAACUAACUUUGGUUAAUCAGAAACAUGCAGGUGCACUGCAUGUCCAGAAAUGCUCAGCCAGCCUUUAGCAGGGCUGCCUGAGCAUCAUGGGAAUGCAGCUUGGACCCAUUAGUGUUAAACUAACUUUGGUUAAUCAGAAACAUGCAGGUGCACUGCAUGUCCAGAAAUGCUCAGCCAGCCUUUAGCAGGGCUGCCUGAGCAUCAUGGGGAAUGCAGUUUGGACCCAUUAGUGUUAAACUAACUUUGGUUAAUCAGAAACAUGCAGGUGCACUGCAUGUCCAGAAAUGCUCAGCCAGCCUUUAGCAUGGCUGCCUGAGCAUCAUGGGGAAUGCAGUUUGGAGCCAUUAGUGUUGCACUAAUUUUCCCUUUAGGUGCAGCCUGCCUUUAGGCUGAGCGUCAUGAGAACUGUAGUUCAGAGACAAUCUGGGUAUCAAGUCACUAAAUAAACAGCUUUGUUAAAUGUACACAUGCAGGGUCUGUGUAAUGUUAUUAAUAUAGUAUUUCCUGUACACCUGGCUGCCAUUUCCUCCUUUUACAUGUACACCUGAAGCAAUGUGGUUAAUUCCCUACGCCAGGAGGUGAUUUCUCCAAAUUGCACUGGGCCUAGCUAUGUCUAUGGCUGCCUCUCCUUUCCAGUCCUGUCACUGUGACAGCUGCAGAUUUAUCCCCCAGCUUCUCUCAGCUGUCACUUGGAGAAAUUGCCUGCUCCCAGUUUUCAUAAAGCUGAUUUAAGCUGAGGAAGUGUGUGUGUGUUGCAGGCCAGAGGUGGUCAUCUACGUUCUCCUGGAACCUGCAGUGGGGAGAUCUGGGAAAUAAACACAUCCUGAAUUAGGCAUUUUUAUUUUCAAUUUUGCCUCCUUGAAACCACAAAAUGCCAUCUUAUUUAAUUGCGAAGCACCAUGUCGGUCUGUUCCAUAAUAUCUUUUUUUACAGAUUGUUUUCCAGUGCCAGCUCAUACCAGCUUGUAAAUUGUGCCCCUAUAUGGUUAAAAGGAAAUGUGUGCAGCUUUUGUACAUAUGGUGUUUGCUACAGAGAAAGGAAGAUAUAAAGCGAUGGUUCUGAGUAAAAGCAGUUCUAGUUCUAAAUCUUAGAAUGUGUGCUCGUACUGCAAGGUGGGGUAAUACUCAUUGGGUGUUCCACUCCAGGUAGUAACUGGUUUAACAAGUUUUUACUUCCGUUUCAAGAUUCAGAAGUCCUGGAUUUAGUGAUGAUCACUGGCCUUUUUUCCAAGCCCUUUAUGGAAUGAUUGCGUUCCAGUGUAAACAAAUGCAAAAAGCAAUUAUAUUUUAGUAUGUCUUCACAAUGUCACCUGAAUACUGUCCCCUGAAAUGUCCUGUUUAUUUAGCAUUCGCCACUCUUACGAUUUUGGAUUUUUCAAGGUUACUUUGUUAUGACAGACUAAUUCCAACAUUGGACCUUGAGUAUAUAAAGUGUCAAAAUUCAGGGCCAUUCUAAGCACCAUAACAACGUAAUCUUACUCAAUUUACUCUGUAGUAGGUUUAUGAAAGUCUGUGAGUCAUUUUAUUUUUCUUUAAUGCAUAUUGUUCCUUUCUUCCUGUUUAAAGGGACAUUCCAUGUAAGGAGGACCCCACCACGGUGUCCUUACAAACAACUGUUUGUUGUUUUUAACUACAUUGAUUUUGCAGGGAGCAUAGGUCUUUAUGGUGUUUGUGUCUCUUCACAUCUCAUGUUUGUACACAGCUUAAGUGCAUAGACAUGCUGCCAUAGAAGCCUUGGGUUUAACCCCUUCAUGAUAAGUACACCUUUGUAGCUUCAGGGUGAGCAAUUUUUGAGUUUUUACCAUGUGUUUACUCAAUUGUAAUCUGUCAUUUUGUUUUUAGAGACACACAUUAAAAAUAUUUUUAAGGACAGAUAUUUGUUUUCUUUAUUCUGUAUAGUAUUUUUUUUUUUUUUAAUUCUUUAUUUUUGCCUCACUCCACUCGGGAGUAUGCAACAGACGAUAUUCCUGGAACAAAGUUAUAGCAUACAACAAGCAUGACAUUUAGACAAUGUGUAUCAGUACGGAGUGGGGGGAGGAUUUUUAUAUAUGUAUGGGCAUGCUGGUCUAACAGGUAGCCUCCACUGUAGUGUAGAACCUUACUAAAGGUACAGAUUAGCACCCUCUUAUAACAUAUCUAUGGCACAUGUGUAUCGUGCUAUAAAGAGUGGGGAGGGUGGGUUGGGGGACUUCUCAGAUAACGUGCACCCUCUGUGUAGGUUUGUCAGGAUAGCGUCUAGGUCGGGGUGUUUCAACUCCCCGUUGAGGUAACAGCUACAUUACAGAGGGGAGAAGGGUAGUUAGGUAUAAGUGGGAGCGCAGCAGCGGGUAAUAAUAACCAUCAAAAAUAACGUAAGAGAGUUAUAAUACUGUUAGUAUGCAGUUCUUCUGUAUGAUCUGGUUUUCCUUCUGGCUUGUUGGUCGCUGCAGAUGAACUGUGUGUCUUGGGCCAGUCAAGUGGCUAGGAGUGCAGGCGGGCGUCCUGUGGUUGACCGUGGCGCGAAGGUCGGGAUCUUAGACGGGUCCAGGUUUCGGAGGCGGGAGGUUGAGUCUUGUUCCGGUAGUAGCUUCAGGCUGCGCAUGUUGGCCUCUAGUUCCAGAGGGUUCUUGGCUCUGUAAAUGCCUCCCUGGUGAGUGAGGAUGAGUUGUCUGGGGUUUCCCCAGCGGUAAGGCACGUCCUGGGCUCUCAGGAUUUGGAGUAGUGGUUUCAUUGACCUGCGCCAGAGUAAUGUCUUCUUGGUGAGGUCAGGGAAUAGGAGCAGAGAUGAGCCUUCAAAUUGGAUUGGGGUUUUCCCUCUCACUGCAGAUAAGAUUAGAGCUUUGUCGUGCAUUGUUUGGAAGCGGAGAAUAAGAUCCGCCGUGGCCGUGGCAGGGGCAUUUUUUGGCAUUGGUAGCCUGAACAUGCCAUCCAGUUUUAGUGCCUUUGUUAGUUUGGCCGGUAGCAGAGUUGAGAUGAGACGCCUUAUGUAGUGCGGCGUUUCCUCUGUACUCACUGUGUCAGGGAUGCCCCUCAGUUUAAGGUUGUACCGUCGCCUCUGUUCUUCCAGGGUGUCAACUCUGGCCUCCAUGCCUUUCUGGGCUAGUUGUAUUUCUUCCAGCCUCUGCUCUACUUUAAUUAGUCUGGAAUCCUGGUUGCUAUAUGUGGCCUCUAGGGCUGUAAGUCGGGUAAGUGCACCAGCUACUGUCUCUUUAAAUUGUGAGAUGUCGGCUGCUAUAUUGGAGCGCAGCUCCUCCAGCAUUGAUUUCAGCAUAUUUUUAGUGAUCGGUUCUUGGCCAGCAGGUGGUGUAGUUUGUACCUUUGGUACAGCUCCCAGCAUGGCUCCUCCGUCCGUAUCCGCGUGGAAGUCCUCAGAGGAGUAAGAAGAUGUUUCAUCUUCCAUAUGCGGCGCCAUAUUGGGCCAUGCGGUCUGCUGAGCGCGCCGCAGGAGAUCGCCGAUAUCUCGGCUGCUGGGCGCCCGGUCCGCCUUAGUUUUCUUUGAUUUUCGGCCCAUGUUCCUGCGACCAGCUGCAGGGUAGGUGACUGCCCUUUUGCUCCGGUUUUCGGGCGUUAUAUUGGCCGUUUGGCCCACUUAGUGUCGGAGCUCGCGGGAGAUGCGUCUGGCCGGGUCCGCUGCUAGCUCCGCCCCCCUGUAUAGUAUUUUAAUCUCAGAAUUUAUUUUCUAAUUACAUCUACUUGUUCAUUGAGCAAAGGACAUGGUUCCCUUGGAUAAUAUACACGGUUUUAGCUGCACACACAUCAAUGUGGGGGCAUGAGAUCUGCAGUUUCCUCUCUGACCCCUCCCUGUUAUUGAGAUGCUGUUAUGAGGCUGAGCAAUUAAUUAUUUCAAAAUUUGGGAAUAUUUUGGGUAAAACAAAAAACCCUAUUCUCUAGGUAUAAACCCAUCAGACAUGCUUAACGUAUUCCAAAAUAAUUCUUGACAUCACCCAUUGGCUUUCUUUUGGACCAUCAGAUCCUGGACACCCUAAAAGACAGACCUGUGUAUUUUGCGAUCUUCUAGGUCUGUCGUUGGGUAACCACAUCAGAGGGCAGAGUUGGACCUUUUAAAACUGUUUACCAAAUGUGUGUAUCUGUAGGUUUUUCGGUGAUGAACCAAGGCAUAACCUCUCAUUGCAGGGGAUGAGAUUGGCGUUAAAUGGGCAGGACCCAACUAGUUUGAGUGAGAGUCUAGCACCCCAUCAUCUGUAGUCUUAAUCAGGCUCCACUAAGUGGGAUACUGUGCUUGGUGUUAGAAGACUGCUUGUAAGUGUCACCUACUUCAUCAGUCAUACCUUUUGACACCAGUGGCACAGAAACAUAAAUAUACAUCUUAAUUUAAAAGGACACUAUUGUCACCAUAACCACUAAAGCUUAAUGUAUUGGUUCUGGUGUCUAUAGCCUGUCCCUGUAAGAUUUUCAAUGUUAACGGUGCCUUUUUAGAGAAAAGGCAGUGUUUUUAUUGCUGGCUAGUUACAGCUCUACUGGCAGUCACUCCGACGGCCACUAGAGGUGCUUCCUAUUAAAGCGCAGAUCUAGUGUUCAGCGUCUUCGCUGUUAAUAGCUUGCUAGGAGCCUCCUGUAUGUAAGUAAAGCUCAAUUUACAGAGCAGGAGAUAAAAGCUUUUAAAGUCAAUUAACAUCUGAUUGAAAAUGAAGCCUUUUUUUUUUUUUCAUGCAGGCUGUGUGAGCCACUGCCAGGGGAGGUGUGGCUGGGGCUGCAUAAACAGAAACAAAGUGAUGUAACUCCUAAAUGGCAGAGAAUUCAGUAGUGAGACAAAAGGGACACGAUCUAUACACCAGCACUGCUUCAUAAGGCUAAAGUUGUUUUGGUGCUUAGAGCAUCCCUUUAAAUAUAAUUCCUAGUGCUUAAUCUAUUACAUUUUAUGGACUAUAAAGUCCCUCGGUGUGAAAUGUAAUGACUAGCUUUGUGCUUUUAAAUUCAUAUGCGUUUGCAUUGAGUAUUGCUUUUCAUACAAACCUUGCAUUUCUAACAGGCUUAUUCAGGAAAUAGAAAAUUGUUGGGAAAUUCAAAUGUAAGGCUGAAUUAGGCAAUUGAAAGAAAUUGUGCAAAUCAGCUAUACUUCCACAGAAAUUAGCUUUGAAGUGCCAGUUUAGUGAAUAAGUCUGUAAUAAUGUUAUUGAUGUGGAACUCUGUUAUACUUACACUAGAUUCACAUUACUGUGCGUUUUAUUGAUGUGGAUUUCAGUAAAGCCGUCAUACAACAUACGUUACUAUGUGGAUGUAAAAUAGAUAGUCGGUCGUUGUAUUACUUCUGAUUUAUGGAACUCUGGAUACUGCUGUAAGCAACUGGAGUUGUUCAGUAAACAUAACAUUGCAGUGAGUUUGUAACCAAAUUGUAAAAUAUAGCCAAACAUCGCAAAGCUGAGUUUGAGAAUUUUUCACAGUUAGUUAAUUUGUUUAGUUGUGUUUUCAAUUCAGGAUUUUUGGGUUCUUGGGGGAAAAAAGGAUUAAAAAAUAUCCCUCCAAAAAUGAAUUUUCAUUUGUCAUUAUUAUUUAAGAAUCUAGGACUAUAGUAACAUAUGAUAUUAUGAUUUUCUGAGAGCUGCAGAUUACAAUGACGGUUAUAGUGUUGUAUUUUAUUUUUUGGAAAGACAUCCUAUGCAUGUUAUCUGCUUUCUGAUAAGCCAUUUAUGUUCAGUGUAUACGAUCCGAAAUACAUAAUGGCUCUUAUGAAGUUAGGAAUUUAACAUUACAAUUAGCAUUCAGUACGUGAAUGCUUUUUUUCUAAAGAGAGUUUGUAAGACUGUUUUCCAAUACUGUAACUGUACUCCGUGGCUGUCGUUUGACUAUUUAGAUCUCAUCCUGUUUCUGGCCACGUUAAAACAUGAUCAGUCAUGAACGAGGCUUGGAGAGGUGUACAUUUUCAUAGGGGAUAUAGUGACGUGUCUUUCAGUUUGUGUAUGAAUGAUUCAUAGCUGUGGGGGGCGCAGAAUGGUCACUAGAUGUUUAAUCUUUCUUAGACAUGAGUAAGUGCUGCCCUCAUUUUGUUUGCGCACUUUGAUUUUCAUAAACAGAUGCCAUAUCUAUUGCUGGCUGAGGAUCAUGGGUGUUGACGUCCAGUAACAUGUAGACUGAGAGAUGAGUGUUACACUGUCAUGGUUAUGUUUAUUGUUAGAGAUAUGGGAAUGGGAGAUCUUUUUACAUAUAUAAUAUAUUAGCUGUUAGCUGCUUCAAGGAACCAUUGUAUCACUAAGAAUGUAAACUAUAGUCUUUUGGUACAGAAUUAUGCUGAAAAAAGCUGCUAAACCUUUUUGUUCAAAACUACAGAGAUUUGAACAGGGAGAAAAUCAUUGCAUGGGUAUGAGGUCAAAACCCCAGUGAUUCUUUGCCUUGCACAUGUCUACAUAAUGUGAUUUAAAAUACAAUCUGUUGAUUGCUUUGUUUUUCUUCUGUAAUUGUUCAUCUAGCAGAGCCCACUUGAGACCAUGUGGAAAUGGUAUAAUGCUGAUGGCACCCAGCCUGCUGGAGAUGUAAGUGGCAAGCUAAUUUACUUAAUAUUUUAUAUUUACAUUAACUCUAGGAAUGCAUGACUGCUUGUAUAACAUUUGCUCUGAGCUUUUAUCUGAUUAAUACUAUAAAGAGGCUUAAAAUAUUUCUUCUUUUAAUACUUUUUUUUUCUUGAUAAAAUUGGUAGUACCCCAAACUUACAAAUGGCCAAAGUGGGUGAAUGAAUGGAGGUUUGGAACUUAGACGGACUCUUUUUGUGUGUGUGUGUGUGUGUGUUUGUUUUGCAUUACACAGCAGCUGAGCUGCCAUGGAAUCAUCUCUGGUAUUCUAACAGUUAAAGUGUUACUCCAAGAACCAUGAUCACUUCAGUCAUGGUUCCUACAGUCUGUAUGUUUCGCUUUGAAAUGCUGCUUGCACAGAUAUUAACUCCUCCACUGCCGGACGAUGUAACUCUACCUCUGGCAACAUCGUAGAACUGUCACCAGCCAGGCUAAUGGCUAAAGAGUUACUCCAACCAGAAAACAGUAUUUACAUUAAUCUGUGUUUAUGGUUAGAGCAAAUCCUUCCUGUGCUUAUUUGCCUUUAUACUUAAAAUGAAUAGAUAUAUAAAGCAUAGCGUCAGCUAUUUUUGGUCAUAAAUAUGAAGUUUACUUUGAAUUCCCAAUGAUUUUCACUUUGCUAAAUAAAUGAUUAAGCUGAGUUUGGGCUUCCAAAAUGAAUACAGAUAGAUGCUUAUUCUAAUUCUGCAUUUUCUCUAGAUAUAACUUUAUGGCACUAUAUGAUUAGUACUCACAGUUACAAUAAUAAACCUCUGAAUUGGUGCAAAAUAUCAAUUUAAACCAUGCAGACAAAUCUUAUCUCAUAUCUCAUGCACAUCAAUAUUCAAACACAGAAAUGUAAAUAAGUGAUCCCUAAUUAAUUAUACAAUGAUGUGACAUAAACCAGUAAGUGUACAGUUACAAUAAUUUGACAAGGAGGAUAGUUAAUAGCAAUAUAGUCACUGUCUUAUUGUGUAGCUGUAUGUAAUGUCCACAAAGAAAAUUGAGUGCAUUUGGAGAGUGGGCAAUGAAAGGCCCUAUUUAUACAAAGAGUUAAUUUGUAUUGGGUCUACAAGUUGAUGACCGUUGCUGUCAUGGCACCUACUAUGAAGAUGAGAUACAUUGCUAGCAGACCUGUUUUCCUCAGUCUCUUAUUUUGUGAGCACCCUCUCAUUUUGUGUCUCAACCAGACACAUUCUUUGUAUUGCUCAAAGUUCAAGAAUUCCAAAUAUCUUGAGUUUUAGCAAAGGCACUUGAUUAUACCUGGUUACAAAUAUUACAAAAUCCCUUUCAUGCAUAGCAGCGUUAUGGGAUGCCGACAUUAAAUCAGUGAUGUCAAGUAAUAUAAUGAAAUGGGAUUUUGAUUAAAAAUGAGUUGAGCACUAUACGAUGCUUGCUUAAUUUCUACUUUUAAUGUUUAAUAUCGCUUUGUUGUGUCAAUGGGAUGUCAGCUGCUAUCCUCUAUAGCUAAAGCUUGCAUGAUUACUUUUUUAACUCUAUUUUAUUAAAACUUGCAUGACUGUUUUGGGUAAAAAAAAAAAAAAAAUGUUUUGCAGAUUCCUGACAGUCAGGCAAAUGCUGGCACAAUGUCGGUUUCAGAUCUGACUGAGCAGCUGGCGCAGACAGAGCAGCUGGUGGUUCAACUGAAGGAACUUAUCCGAGAAAAGGAUAACGAGUUGCGCCUGAAGGAUCAGCAGUUAAAGGUCUGUGCGCUGAUGCUCCAUAGUUAGUUUUCAAUUAGAGUGAGCAGUCUGCAUCCUGUCAUUUACAAGCACUCGAGACAAAUUGUCUCCAAGGUAGUAGUUUGUACAUGUACGACUCCCUUAGCCAGAUGUACAGUAUAAAAUGCAGGAGCCUGUCUGCUAAGGAAUGUUUGUUUGUCGAUAAUAUGAAAUGAUACUGCAGUGAUUGACCAUGUUUAAAAGUGAUAUUGAGUUUACCAUAAUACCUAUGGGACAGGUCGUCUGUAUCCCCAAUACAAUACAUCAUGGGUAAGUUUUUUGCACAUCUAGCCAUAUUUUAGCAUUCGUGCAUUUCUUCUUAUUGUGAUUGGCCUGAUAACUCUUUAAAUGGAAACUAUAGUGCCAGGAAAACAAACUCGUUUUCCUGGCACUAUAGUUUCCCCCUCCGUCAAGGCCCCUUCCUAUGGUGCAGAAGGGGUUAAUUACGCCGAUGUCAAUGAGCUGAAUAUAGUGCCUAUAGUGUCCCUUUAAGGCCAAUGAUGUUUAAUGCUUUGUUCAAUGUCCGUCCUCAAUGCUUGUAAGUAAUUAAAAAAAAAAUAAAAAAAAUUUCCAUGUGUGUUAUGGGAUUAAGCAUUAACUCUCAUAAAUUUCUGUUUGCCAUGACCAUAAACAUAAAUAUGCAGAGGUUCAUGGGAAGAGAAAUCACACGUUGCAAGAAGGAUUUCACUAACAGAGCUCUGUAGGAAACCUAUUUAAUGUGUCCCGGUACUAUUAGCAAACACACAGUGAAAUACAAUUAUUGUGGGUUAUUACACAACCUUGCCAGUAAUAUAGUAAUAAAAAUAUUCUCAGACUUCAAAAUGCUGUUUCCAGGCUUUGUUAUGGACCGACUAGCCUCUUCUCUUGCUUCUAGAUAAUGCAUUUAUACUGCCCUAAUAAAUAGUUCCCUAGAUUAUCAUGUUUGCACAUUCUGGACUACAUAAAUAUUAACAUUCCACAGUUUGUUAAUCUAUAACGAAGUCAGGGAGGGAUUACCUAUGCCAAUCCAGUUAUUAAGGAUUAUAUCUCCCAUAAUGCUAUGCCAAUACUAUAAAUGCUUUGGAGAUGAACCUCUGCACCUGUAUUUAUUUACCUGGUCCUUUUUUAUGUAGGAAGAAAAGGAAUCUUCUGAAGCCAAGGUAUCCAAAGCAAAGCUCCAAAAUAAAGCCAAGAUCGCCUCAUUGUCAUCUCAGCUGGAAGAACUGAAGAAGGUAGCGUCGCCCAAAAAGCAGGAAAAGAAAUCUGAGCAUGGAAAGGUAAGUAAGGGCUUAAAGAAAUACACGUACCAUUUUGUUUCAAAUCUGUAUUAUACUGACUGAGUUUUUUAAAAUGUAUUUAUUAGCGCAUGUUUCACUCCUGCAAGUCUCCCGGGUUCUUCCAUAGCUUUCAGCAAUCUUUCCCAGCCGUACCCUGGGAAUUGACCAAUCAGAGGUUUCUCACUGAGAAGCAUCUGUGUUGGAGCCACACACAUGUACGUGAUCACGGCUUUGCAAUGUUUCUCAGCGCACGAAACUACAACUCAUUGAGAAGGGGGGAAAGCAGGCAACUGGAAUGUUUUUACUAUCCUUUUAUUUAUUUUUUUCGUUUUUGAAAUGUUCUUAAAGAAAAUUACUUUAACCUCUGAAUAUUUUCGUGCUGGUAUUGUGAUAUAUAGCUUCCAACAAAUGUACUUUUUAGCGUGAGUAUCUGCUUUUAAUCUGCAACUGUUUCCUUACAGGUUUCUGGAGAUGGGGAGCCGGAGAACGCAUCUGCAAACAGAGGCAAAAUUCUUGUACUAAAGAGACGAGUGGAGGAACUGGAGUCCCAGUUGUCUCUUAAAAAUGAAGAACUCAAGCAGAAGGUGAAUGUGUAACGGGCAAUGUAUUUUACAUUAUCAGUAAUGAGGGGCAUACAGUGGUUUCCAGCACACUGUAAAUGUACUAGUCUAUACGUUCAGGUCUUUGACAUGAGGAUGCCUGCUAUGGCUUUGCUGGGAGGUGUUUGUUACCUGUCUCCAUUAUUAUCUGCUUUCUUUUUUCCUUUUUUUUUUUUUUUUUUUUUUAAUUUUUUUUUUUUUUUUUUUUUUAUUAUUUUUUUUUUUUUUUUGAGGUAUAUUCAAGAGGACUUACACACAAAGUAAAGCUGACUUGCAUAACAAAAAUACAAAAGUGCAGCAAAGCAUAUGACCUAAUACAUUAUUUAAAAUGUAAACAUAAAGUCGGGGUACAUGCAGCAAAAACGUGCAUAGAGGUGGAAGUGUCACUGGGUGGUUAUAGAUAGGCCAGUAUAAGGUAAGCUCAAAUAUUAAAGGACCACUAUAGGCACCCAGACCACUUCAGCUCAAUGAAGUGGUCUGGGUACCAGUUCCCCCUAGUUUUAAAAUGGGGGAAAAAAAAAGCAAAGGAAUAAAGUCCAAUGCCUAAAUCAGGAGUAGGUAUUGACACUCAAACAUACACAGAAGAGAAACAUAUCAAUAUAGAAUGCAAAAGACAGGAUAGAUCUACUAAGCAGUGAGUAUUAGGUGAUUGAUGCUGUACAGGAGAUAUGUCUUGUAUAAUCAAAUACCAGCCUCAGUUGAUCCGGUGAAAAGGUGAUAAAUAACUUAGUCUAAAGUGUUUACAAUGUGUCAGUUCAAGUCCAAGCUAAACUUUGUGCCCAUAGGGGUUUUUCUGCUUAGCUUGGACUUGAACUGAUACAUUGUAAAUGCUUUGGACUGUUAUUUAUCACUUUUCCACUGUAUCAGUUGAGGCUGGUAUUUGAUUAUACAAGACAUAAUAUCUACUGUAUAGCAUCAAUCAUCUAAUACUCACUGCUUAGUAGAUCUACCCCUGUCUUUUGCAUUUUUAUGUAUCCAUUUUAAUAUUAUGUUUCUCUUCUAUGGGCAGGGGGGACCUAAUAACCUAAUUGAGCUAUAUAGUGCUCCUUUAAGGACUCCAAGGUGCAUUUAAAAAAACAUAAGAUUUUAAAAAGUGAAAACAAACCCUGAGGUACACCAGCUAUAAACAGGGUAGUUUUAGCCAAUUCCCAUAGUAGGAAGAUUGCUCAAAAGCAGAGUAUCAGGAGGCCUCCGUAAAAGUCCUCUCCACCAGCCCCAGGCCACCCACAGUGCAUGCAACCCAUGCUCUCUGAUCAGUCUGCUCAAGCUGCCCAAAUCUGUGUCCCAGUGGCAAGCAAAGGACCCGUUAAGGCUUUCGUCCUUGGUAAGUUGCAUUGGACAAUGGAUAUCUGAUACCUGUAGACAAUUGGGUAGCUGGAAACACGUCUCUCCAUGUUUGUGGGUUAAGCUGGGGUCACAGAGAGCAUGUUUUCCCCCAAAAGUGAUCACAUAACUGAUCAAAAGACAGGCUAAAGGAUCACACUUGUGGAGGUCGGACCAACAAGGAAUGUCGUGGAGCAGGAAUGUAUGUAACAGCCAUUUUAAAAACUAGGCAACAUGCGUGCAGUUGAGUUGAACACAAGUGUAGUCCAGAGAGAUUAGGAGAUUCCGUCCAGUGGAGACCAGGAUAACACAAUACAAGACAGCUGUGCAAAAUAGUGGAAUAAUUUGUUUUGUGGGCUUAACACCAUGUAUUAUCAGAUCAGCUCCACCAACCUGUAUCUAACUCGAUCGGCAGUCAGGACCUGCCUCCUUAAUAUUAUCUUCUUCCUAGUCUUCAUAGUGUUUGCCUAUCUCCUCGUAUUCAGUUAGGUGGUCGGGCAAGUCUAACAACUUUAUUUAUUUUUCACUUUAGUGGAGGGGAUGAACGGAGAAAUGAAGUUACUGUGAUCUAAUAAUUUAUUUCUGUGCUGCAUGUACCAGGCCAAUUAACAUUAGUGAAGCAUCAUGAUGUUCAGAUUUUUCAAAUACACAUCCAGAAAGAUUGGAAUAUCAAGCUGUUAAGCUAGAAUUUAUUUCCUUUGUUUUUUUUCAUUUGUUUGCUUGUGUAUAUGUGUAAUUUUUUUUUUUUUUUUUUUUUUUUUUUUAGAACAGCAUUUUUGACCUUUUAAGAAGAUCAUUAUUAGAUUAUUUUUCUUUCAUCUUCUCCUUGUGUUAAAAUAACAUGGCUAUCAUUACUUUCUUUACUAUUAAAAAUAAAAUAAAUGAAGUGUUUUAAUUACAUAAGUAUUCACCCCUUUGCUGUGACACUCCUAUGGACUGGUGACCGUCAUUUAGGAGCCACAAAACUGGUUGAAUAAGUAUCACCUGAUCUUGGAAUAAAUACCAUAGUUUCUGGAAGGCCCCUGUGUCAUAGAACAUGCUUCAACAAACCGCAUUAUCAAUUUUAGCAUUCGCAUAAAAAUUACUCUGAAAUAGAGAGAAUGUAGCACAAUCGAAACUGCCUGGAGAAGUCUCUUCUUCAAACAGUGUAUCGGUAUCAGGAACUCCCUAGAGAGGACACGGUCGUCAUCCAAGCCUACAGACCAAGAUUACUGAGUAAACACUACAGGAUCGCUAUGUGCAAAGCUGGGAGAGAAUUAAAAAGUCAUUUAGCUAUAAUUGCUGUCAAAGGUGCUUCUAAUUCUGUAACAGUUAGAAUUGUUUGACAAACACUGUGAUGGUGAUUAUUGGUUAAGUAGCAAUUCAUAGCGUUUUUUUCAUGGACUGUAUUGUUGCCGUGCUUGAUUAAGCUAGACUUUUUAGUGGAUUAUGCUGUCAAUUAGUUUGGCAUAAUCAAUAGAAUAUUAAAUUAUUUGUUGUGACCCUAGGUGAUUCACCAGUAUUUGACUUGAGUUGAGUAUUUAUGUAACCAGUAAAUGUAUAUGUUUAGUACAAUGUGUUUUAAUGUAAUUAACUGUUUAAUUUGUUUUCUGAUGCCUCUUAAAGGCUCAGCUCUCUCCUCUCUCAAGAGUAACCUGUAGUCUGUUAUAAGAAAGAUCGGCUUAUAACUGAAGUAAUUUCUAAUAAUUGCUGCAUUUAUAAGACUGUUCCCCGCCGCCCAGAGCUGUCACAGAGUCAUGGACCACUCAUGUGGGAUCUACAGCUCUACACAGCCUGGUGCAGUAAAUGGUGAACUGGAAUGAGUAGAAAAUAAAUUGAUCUCCAAAACUAUGCAAUUAAAACUAGAUCCAUUAAUUAAUGGGAAAAAGAUAUUGGUAAACAUUUCCAGUAAACAACUUGGAAGAAGCACACUUAUUGAUGAAAAAAAUCUAUUCAUUGUUUAAGUCUUCAAGAAAACUAUUUCAAAACCACACCUUGAUGGUAUCUCACCCCAAACAGGAUCCAUACAUUUGAUUUAAAAAUCCUCAAAUUUAUGUUUGAGAUGUACCAACGAUAUUGGUGCAAUAUACCAUAUGUGGUGGGAGUGCAAAGGAUUGUUAGAAAUUAAAGUCAACUAUUUUCUACUUUCAGCUAUUUGUAAUCAAACUGUAAUGUUAUCCCCUAAAUGAAUCCUUUACAUUUUGAUUUUUCAAGGUGUUGUCUCCCCCCCAAAAAUUAACAAUACACAUAAUUAUGGCCAUAAAACUAAUAAUAGCUAGAAAUUGACAACACCAAUGUUGGUACGUUAAGUUAUCUGUACGUAUUGUAAUGAUUAUAUAAAAACCUUAAAAUGCCAUAAAGAAAAUAAAUCACACCCAAAAAAAAUAGCAUCCACAAUAUUGUCAAUAUACGAUAUACAAUAUUACAUACGUUCCUGAGCUAUUAUGUGAUAAACCACUCUUCCCAUAAACUCCUAUCCAGGAAUGACAGACUGCAAAGACCAGAAUGUAAGGCUUUUGAUUGGUGGAGUUUCUUCCUGGUGAAGGAGGGGUCUGCCUGUUUGACACUUGCUGAAUGCAAGACAAUAUUGUUCAUUUACUUUUUUUGAUGCAUAUGAUAUAGUGCAUUAUAAAACAAAAAAAAGUGUAACAUUAUUCUUGAAGGUUUCCUUCUGAGUGUGAGAUUCAUACUAUAUAUGAAGCUCAGGCUGCACAUGCAAUUGAAAACUGAUGCGGUGCUUUUAGAACACAGAAUGCCAACGCUCUGUAUGUCCUUGUUUGUGUUUGAAUUUGCACCCUCCUUACUAUCGGACUCUGUUUGCUACGAUGCUCAGCUGGAGACACAACGUCAGCGAGGCUCUGAGAUGGACGCCAUGCUUGCUGAGAAAGAGAAGAAAUUGGCAGAAAAAGAGGCCUACAUCAUUGAACUUCAAAUAUCUGCUGGAAAAAGUGUCCCUAAGGAGACAGAGAACUCUGCAGACAAUUUAAAGGUAUUUGUAGUUUUUAUAUAUGGAACAUGUAGUUUGAUAGCGAAAGUCUGUACAAGGUUAACAUGCUUGUUCUAUUAGCCCAUGUGUCCUUUAGGAAUCAAUUUAAAUACCAAACAGGUAUGUAGUAUUUACCCAAAAAAAUUCCCUUUCUAAUAUUAUUAAAAUUUAUAUUUAAACAAUUUUAAUUUCAUGAUAUGCAUGUCAUUUAAGAUCAGGUUUUCAACCCCAUAAUAAUUCACAGUAUGAUGACACACUCACAUAAUUCACAGUACCCUAUCAUACUUUGCAUUUUUAAGAUUAAGUCACUAUUAAUUUAUUUGAAGCAAUACGUACCAGACACCAUUGUAAAAACGAAAUGUUUGCCUGUGCUUGAUGAGUAGAGACAACAAUCCACUAACAUCUAGCAAGAAAUGGCUUGUUCUCCUUUGCUUUAUUCUGUUAGUGUCUGUACAGGCAUCAGAAUCUGAGAUCCAGGCUAUUGUUAGAUCAGGGAGCUAAUCCUGAGAAAUUCAGUAAUCCAGGUCCCAGUUGGAAUGAGGAGAAAGGAUACAUUAGGAAGUGGAAACCAAUCUAUAUAUAGUCAUCUACAAUUAUAGAAUACAUGAGUUGUUCUAUUUGUGAGCAGCUUUCAUUCCACUUAAUAUUUGCUCAUUCAUUCAUCUUGGUUACUAACUUACACUGUGACCUAGAGUGCACUUUUUUAAAUGCCGAUGCCUAAUGUUUUGUGCGAAAAUAAAUUUUGACCAUGUAAUGGCUUUCUCUAAUACCUUUCCUGUAGCUUGAGUUUGCAAAGUAUAGAUUCCUAACAUACCCCAAUGAUUUUAAUAUUCAUUAGUUUUGAAACCGCUUUAAAUAUCAGAGAAAGCGUGUCAAUGUCUUAAUGUUUCUACAUUGUGCAACCCAUACUGGCUAAAACCAGGAAUGGUUGCUUUGUUCUUAUCUCACUAGGAAGAGGUUCUGUCAAACAGACAGCAUGUUCCAAAUGUUGGCCGUAUUCAUGAACAUUUUUAAUUCUACAGCAGGGACCUUUUUAAUUAAUUUACUCUGCUGUUUGACCUUUUUCCAGAACCAGAAAGAUUCAGCAAACCAGGACCUCCAGAUUCUGAUCCAGAACCUUACCAGAAAGGUGGGUGAAAGUGAAGAGAGAUGUAGUCUCCUCCAGGAGCAGACCGAGAGCCUAAAAAGCCUUCUCAACAAGGAAAAAAAGGACUUCCAAGAAAAGGAGGCAAUGUACGCGGAAAAUGUGAGUGAGCACUUCUGAGGCACUUGAUUAGUCCUGUGGGUAAUUCAAUAAAUGAUCUAUAAUCUGAAAUUAGAAUUGGUGGGUUUCACAGGGAAAUAGCCACCAGUUUAUCAGAUCCAUUGCUGACCUUAAAGGACCACUCUAGGCACCCAGACCACUUCAGCUUAAUGAAGUGGUCUUGGGUGCCUGGUCCAGCUAGGGUUAACCCAUUUUUUAAUAAACAUAGCAGUUUCAGAGAAACUGCUAUGUUUAUUAAUGGGUUAAGCCUUCCCCCUGUACCCUCUAGUGGCUGUCUCAUUGACAGCCACUAGAGGCGCUUGCGUGCUUCUCACUGUGAUUUUCACAGUGAGAGCACGCAAGCGUCCAUAGGAAAGCAUUGUAAAUGCUUUCCUAUGCGACGGGCUGAAUGCGCGCGCAGCUCUUGCCGCGUGUGCGCAUUCAGCCCAGGAGGAGGAACAGAGGAGGCAGAGAGCUCCCCGCCCAGCGCUGGAAAAAGGUAAGUUUUUAACCCUUUCCUCUCCCCAGAGCCGGGCGGGAGGGGGUCCCUGAGGGUGGGGGCACCUUCAGGGCACUAUAGUGCCAGGAAAACGAGUAUGUUUUCCUGGCACUAUAGUGGUCCUUUAAGCAUUGCAACCCAAACUGGGUUUUCAAUGUAUUCUCUCCACAAUGCUUUAAAAUGUACGAUGUAUUAUCUGUGUAAUGCAUUAAAACUAUUAAUUGAGCUCUUUGCUGCCUCUCUUGUCAUUAGAUCCCGGAAAGUCACAAGUAGUUUUACCUGUGUAUUUUCAGACGAUCUGGUGCUUGUUUCUUGGGUCGGUCAUAACGUUGGUCUUUGAAUAGCACUUCUCACUUUUUUAAAGUGUCCUGGAAAAUUUGUCUUUAAAUAUGAGGAGUAAACCUGUGUCUGAUCACAGAAUUCAUGGUUACUAAAACAGGAAAAUAUAUAUAUAUACACACACACACACCCACCCCCCCACCCCCUGGAGAUUAGUUAUACAAUUAGUUUCCUUCCUUCUUUCCAAAAUCUCAAAUCUUACUCAAAGAUAAAUAAAACACUAUCUCAUUAAUAUGCAAGAUGCAAAGUCUUAAACUUGUUAAAGAUUCUUUUUUUUAUGCACUGUAUAUAUUAGUCGAAUUGAUGUGUUUGAGAAGGUCACUAAAAUACUUACAUUUUAAACAAAUAUUGGUUUGUACAUUUUUUUUUAUUUGUUUUUUAGCAAUCUAUUCUGAAUAGCUAAACAAAACCACACGUAAACAUGUUUCACACUUUAAAUGAGGAGUACUUAUUGGAAACAAAAAUGUUUUUUGUUUUUUUUUCUUGUUAAAUAAAUUAAUUUGGCUGUGUAACAAAAGGAUUUUGGUUUGAAGAAACUAUUUUUGCACAAAAGUAAUCUGCAUGUCCUGUCAUGUGUCCCAAUUGUACAGUAUAGUAAUAUUAGGAACAGCAGAAGUGCACGCAUUAGGAUUAGGGAGUCAUGAGAAAUAUCCUGUAUUUCUAGGUCUCACAAAUUCAGCAAAAAACAAAAUAAUUGUCAAGAUUAUGACCGAAGUGAAGUUAAUUCAAUUAUAAAACUGACUUAGCCAUGUUUUGACCGAGUCUUGAUCAACACAUUUCUCGGUCAAAAUGUUUUCCAGAGAAUAAGUUCUAGUUACCAUUAUACUAUGGCUGCAGUCGGCACUAUUCAUACACAAGCUGUGCUUUAAAACUUGUUUUUAGAUACGGGUUUACCAAAACAUGAUCUUGGAAAAGGAGAAAGACAUGAAGGAACUUUCUGAGAAACACGAGCAAGAGCUCUUUAAAUUGGCAGCAAAAUCUGACGCCACCGCAGAUCUUCAUCAGGUACGGACUUGAUCAAAGCGGAAAAUUGGUGGUUGUGUGAAUUCAAUCUGUGAAGCGCCAGGCUGACUAACAAAAGUCCAGCAGGGCUGUGAGAAUCUAGACUUUUUAAUGAAAUAGUAGUUUAAUCUUCAGCAAGGUCGAACUGCCAUAAGAGAUUUAUCUUGAUGUGGUCAUUGUCUGCAAAAACCAUAACUGUUGGGAUAUGUUGCCUUGUGGAAACUGGCAAAACUCGCAGAUGGGUUUGCUUCCUCCUGCUCGGGGUGUUCUGUGGCACUGAAACUAAACAAGAUUAUCCUAAUGCCUUAAUGACAGCUAAAAAGCAUGAAAUACGGAUUAUUGAUUAAAUGUCUGACUAUAAGUGUAUAUAUUUUAGCAUUCAUAUAUCAGUAUAUAAACAAAAAUUUCCAUAUGCUCUAAAACACAAACCCUUUAAGGAAAAAAAGUGUUCCCUUUAAGACACUCAGAAUAAAGUAGAAACAGAAAAAAGGACCAAAAAGGGCUAAAACAUAUAUUUAAAAAAAACCACCAAAUAAAGGGAAUUAUAAAGGUCAUGUACAACCUGAUAAAUGAUCACAAGAUUAUAUGCAAAUGAAUAAAAAUAUAUAUGGUGCAGUAUGUUUAAUAUAAAUAUCAGGGUGGGGGUGGUAGAGAACUCACUAGAUGUACAAUCAAGCAUGUCUCCCUUUCAAAUAGGGUCAGGAAGUUAAGAUUGAUGGUCUUGAGAGGAAUGUUCUGAAUGGCUAAGAUUGCAGAUAAAAUCAAGCAUAUCUCCACAACCAGUGUGGUGACCAGGCUACAGCAAAUAGCAGAAAGCUCCGGAGGUAAACAUGCAAGGUGGCAGAUUACAAAUAAAAACAAGAGUGUUUGAAUGACAUAAAACUAUCAAAGUCCUACGCGUUUCGUCCGUUGGAACUUCUUCAGAACUCAAUGUAGGUGUUCUAAGAGACUCUUCUUGUAUACCAGUAGGUAUUGAGAACGAUGAUCAGCAGCUGGGCCAACUUGUGUUUCACCGUUAACGAUUUUUGGGUGUUGAGCGCCACGUGUGUGGAUGGCGUUAAAUUAGUUGUAACGUGCGUCUCAUGUUGGCACGCACAAGGGGUAUCCGGGUUGUGGACUUGAACAACUGUAUUGGUGUAGUAGGACGGACUCAGAGCAUGAAAACCAAGGGGAAACCAUGUACAUAAAACAAAGACAUAGAAAAGCAGAGCACAAUAGCCGAUUGCUGGAAAAAUUAAAAUAUAAAAAAUGAAAGACAAUCUAUCCAAAAAAAAAAUAAAAAAUAAAAAAUGGGAAAAUUAAAUAUAUCAAAUAUAUAUAUAUAUAUAUAUAUAUAUAUAUAUAUAUAUAUAUAUAAAAAUAUAUAAAUAAAAAUGAAUAUAUACUAUAAAUGAAAACUUAGAAUAUGCUUGUUAAAAAUAAAUAAAAUGAAAAAAUAAGAAAAAUACAAGUUUGUUAAUAAAUAAAAUAAACUGUUUUUCUCCUAAAUUUUUCAUUUUAUUUAUUUUUAUCAAACAUAUUCUUAUUUUUCAUUUAUAUGCUGAUCAUUCUCAAUACAUACUGGUAUAUAACAAGAGUCUCUUGGAACACCUACAUCAAUCCCUGAAGAUGUCCCAACGGGCGAAACGCACAGGACUUUUUGAUAGUUUUAUUUCGUUCAAACAUUCUUGUUUUUAUUUGUAAUCUGCCACCCUGCAUGUGGCAGAUUCAACGAAUAGCUUCCUGCUAUUAGCUGAAGCCUGGUAACCACACUGGUUGUGGAGAUAUGCUUGAUUUUAUCUGCAACCUUAGCCAUCCAGAAGAUUCCUCUGAAGACCAUCAAUCUUAACUUCCUGACCCUAUCUGAAAGGGAGACAUGCUUGAUUCUACAUCUAUCUAGUGAGUUCUCUACCACCCCCAAGGACGGUAAGUUGGAUAAAGUGCAAUCCAAACAGUGCAGGCUAGCCACUCAAAUAAGGGAUCACUCCCAAAUCCCAGAAAGACACAAGUUAAAAAACAUAUACCAGUUAGGGCGCCACAGUCACAAACGUGCAUGUAUACUUACCGUACGCAGAGUUGAAUUAAACAUGUAUGGAAACAAGAAACUAUAUAUACAUAGUGAAGUAUUUAAUAACAAAAUUAAAACAAAUAGUAAAAACAAUGGAUACACUCACAAAAAUAAAUACUUCUGAUUGUGCUACAGAGUUUGUCAGCCACUGCAGGGCUAAGUCCCCAUAUGUUGGCAUUGAAGCUGAGAUUCAACAUAUGGAUGUGUCCUUACUAAUAGUUUCCUGAAGAUCACAGAAUAUCAGUGUAUCUUGUUAGUGACAAUGUAUUUGUAAGGUUUUAUAUUCUUGUUCUUGCAGUUGCUAAAGGCCUUAAAACAGAAACUGCACGAGGAGGAAGAGGUAUUACUGGGAAAGAACCAAGUGAUUGACGUGCUGCAGAAAGAAUUGGACAAUAAGGAUCAGCAGUUUACAGUAAGAAUAUUUUCAUGUAGGAUGUAAACUUGCAAGACCUAAUGAGAGUUGUAUGCAACGCCUGUUAGACAUAUCCCUUUGUCCUCCCCUGACCCACAAUAGAGCAGUCAGCUAACAUCGCUGCAGGGGAUUUCAAAAUGUCACGCAAUGAAGUCAAUGUUAUUCAAUAACAGUAAAUUGUAUUCUAUGUGCUGGUAAAGUGAAUACAUUUCUAUAACAAGUGAAUACAUUUCCCAAACAUAUGCAGAUAUUCUUCCUUGCAAGAACUCUGAUUUUCUUAAAGGGACUCUCCAGUGCCAGGCAAACAAUCAGUUUUCCUGGUACUGCAGGUCCCCUCCCACCUCCCAUCCCCGGUUGCUGAAGGGGUGAAAACCCCUUCAGUGACUUACCAGAGGCAGUGACAUGUCCCACGUCGCUGCUUCUUCCUCCGCCCACGCUCCUCCCCUUCAUCACAUCAGCCGGCGGGGAAGACCUAAUGUGCCUGUGCGGCAAUGCCGCGCAGGUGCAUUAGACCUCUCCAUAGGAAAGCAUUGAAAAUGCUUUUCAAUGCUUUCCUAUGGGGAUUUUAGCGACGCUGGAGGUCCUCACACAGCGUGAGGACGUCCAGCAACGCUAUAGCACUGAAAACCUGUGCUAUGAAGCAGGAAGUCUGACAGCCACUAGAGGAGGAGUUAACCCUGCAAGGUAAUUAUUGCAGUUUAUAAAAACUUCAGUAUUUACAGUUGCAGUGUUAAGGGUAGUGGGAGUUGGCACCCAGACCACUACAAUGGGAAGAAGUGGUCUGGGUGCCUGGAGUGUCCCUUUAAGCAGACUAUGCCAGUGGGUCUCAGUAUGGUCAUUGAGCAGGCCAUAUACCAGGACUACAAAUGUGUGUUCUACUUCCUGUUUAUGGAAAACAAGCAAUAGUUCUCUGUAUAGCACAAGAUCCUGGUUUUAUAAUGGUAUUUCCAGCCCAUGAUCACAAAACCUUUGACAAGCAAUCACAGCCUUCUUACUUCAGUGAUCUUUUAAUCCUGUAUUUAAUUAGAAAGCUGCGCCUGGCUAGAAACGAUAAUCACUUAAUUCUUGAAACAAUUUCCAGUAAAUUUGUCUUUGUUUUUAGGAAAUGAAUGAAAAGUAUAAGCGCGUUCAGUCUGAGAAAGAGAACCUGCAGUCAAAACUAGAUGCUGAGAAGCAUGUGAUGAGGGCACAGCUGAAAGAUAUGAUGGAUAAACACGAAACAGAACUGCGACGACUUUCUGAUAAGCACAGCAUUGAGAUACAGGACAUCCAGGAGAAAAGCCAAACCGUGUUACAGUUACAGAAACAACUUCAAGAUCUGGGGAGCAGCAAAGAAAACCAAGUGGAACCCACAGAAGUUGCCUCCCCCGCAGUCGUUAAAUUAAAAGGUAUCCAAAAAAUUGGUCCAUCUAUAAAGGGGUGGAGCUACUGUAUCUCUGCUUUGGUUGUUCGGAGAGUUGAAUAAAGUGCAAUUGUCACACGUGACUGACCUUUGUGAACUACAGCUUGACUGAGCAUCAUGGGAAACGUAGUUCACAAAUCUAAUUUUAAGGAGAUCAGAAGGUUUCACUUCUUGACCCACAAUUUUUUGUGAAUGUAUUCUCAACAAACUGUACAAUAUGUAUAGAUAUAAUUUCACUUAAAAAUUAAAAUGUGUACUUCUAUCUUUACAACUUUUUGCCCAGAGGUUUAAACUUCUCCGACCGCUGGACUUUCAUAAACAAUUCUGCUCCAUCCAUUGUGUUCAGGAGUCAUGAUCUGUAUGCACACACUGUUUUUAUAUCUGUUAAAACCUGUGCCAAGGGCUUCUAUAUUGUGAAGUUUUUUUGCACAUUUAUAAAAUAGGGAGUGGCUAAAAUAACUAUAUAAAUAGCAGGGAGCCUUUUUUGAGCUCAGUUCAUGUAUCUCAAUGAUAUUCAUGACAUAGUAUUGUUUCCUGUAGAAGGGAAAAAGGAGGAACGAAAAUAGUACUCUUUAUUUAAAGGGAGUGUGUAGUUUCUAAGACUGAACAGUAGAGGGAGCUCUAUGCCCGUUUUUUGUGAUCUUUUCAUACUUCAUUAUGGAGGAUUAGUAAAAUGAUGUGACAAGAGAAUAUCCCUGGACUUUAACAUUAUCCGCUUUGGGUACACUUGUGCAUACCACGGUCAGACAGACACCUACAUAGGCACUGGUGGCUUUUAAAUGCUUUUUGUGCCAAAUGUAACAUUUUGUAUGUUAUCGUGGCCUAAUACUACUACAAAAAGGAGUUUCUUCACUCACAUUUGAGGAUGUUUUCAUAAUUUUAAUGGAAUCUGCUUUCUGCUUGCAUGAGUGGUUUCCACUGGUGUGGAUGACAGAGUUUGAGUAUGUAAAGACAAAAAGGAAUUGGGGCAUACCCGGAACAUGCAUUUUGUAGUGACCAAAACUCAUACAUAAUACAGAUUAAUUACAGCGCACACAUACAAAUACACAUUUAAAUCUUAUAAGGCUACUUAAAAUCGCCUAUCUCCAUAAACAAAUGAGGGGAUUUAGUUUCGCCAUAUUGUGGUAAGCCCACCACUACUUCACAGUACCCCAAUAUCGGUGGGUCCUACACAAAUUCCAAACGUGGGAGACAAAAAGAGUUUGAGUAUGUAACAUACGUGCUCAGUAAUUCUUGCAUGGAAAGUAAUUGUAGAUCAGUAAACGGCAGGUGGAUUUCAGCCACUUCCUGUUUAAUCAGAUGUCUGUGUAAAAGGACUGGAGCGUGGGCGUCUGCUGCAAUACAGGUAUUGGUUUUUUUUUCGGGGCUGGAGGGCAGAGGGGAUUCCACUCUUAUGUGUUUCCGAACUUCAAUUUCCAUAGCUCCUUUUUUCAGAUCACUAAAAUUAUUGAAUUAUUGUUUACUCUUCUUUUUUUCCUCUUAUAGUUAAUUCCAUUUUUUGGAUGACCAACUUAUUAUAAAUACGUAUUUCUUUUACAGAUGAAGUGAAAUUGAAGACAGAAGAGGCAAGUAAAUCUGAAGCUAAAUUCCUUAAAAUGAAGGCAUGGUCAAAGUCCAAAAUCAGACAGUUGGAAGAAGAACUUAAAAUUGUACAAGUACCCAUUUUACUUCACCUGUCUCUUGGUGUCUCUCUUCUUCCAUCUCUCUCCUUGGUUAAUUCAAACCUCUUGCUAACAUCAAUCACCAGUAACACUAAAAAAUUUAAAACUAAACAUUUUUUUUGAGACAUUGAACUUUGACUGGUGUAGGUGCUUUUCUGUUUCUGUGAUUCAUGUUUAAUUACUAUUUAUUUUUUCUAUAAUCUAUUAAUGAGUUCCUCUCCUUGUAUGUGAACUGUAACAUUCUGCAAUUGUUUUUUUUUAUUUAAAAUAUUUCUUUUUAAAAAAAAACAAAACAAAUUUCAAUUAUUGUUCUAGUCGGAAACUAAAAAUCGUGACCUUGAACUGCUGAAAAAUAAAAUCUUUGAACUUGAAGAGGACAAAAGGAACAUGGAGGACAAGCUGGAGUCUGUAACGGAACUGCAGACACUUAAUGGUAACUAUUCAUAUCCUGAAAACCUUUUAUAUAUGUGCACUUAGAUACGUUAGUAGCCAGGCAGUCUCAAAAUACUUUGCCUGUAACUGGCCAAAAUGCUGUUUUGGCGAAUCAGGACCUCCUCAUAGAGAUGCAUUGAAUCAGUGCAUCUCUAUGAGGAAAAUUCAGUGUCAAAAAAUUCAGGGUAUGCUGAACAGCAGGGCUGCCUACUGUGCAGUACUGAGCCAGGAAGCCCCUCCAGCGGCCAUCUGAAGAGUGGCCACCUGGAGGUGUCCCUAGGGGCAAUGUGUUUGCAUGAAAAUGCUUGAAGGGUGCUAUUAUACUUACCAGAACAACUACAUUAAGCUGUAGCUAUUCUGGUGAGUAUAGUGUCCCUUUUAAAAGACUACAUGCUGCCUAAGCAUCUGGAGGACAGAAAACAAUGAUACUGUGUAGGAUGAGAAGUUUACCUUUAUACCAGCUUUACCUAUAGGUGAUAAUGACCUGGAUUAGCCAGGAAAUAAGACUUCUAGCACCUGUUUUCAUGUUUCUGUGCAGUAAGUGCAGCGGAGCUUUACCAUAGACACACUUAAUUUGCAUUAUUCCCUAACUGUUCCAUUUCACAGACAUCUGAUUAAACAGGAAGUGGCUGAAAUCCACCUGCCGUUUACUGAUCUUUGAAUGCUAGUGUGACUGCACACAGUCUGAAAUAAUCUGGCAACUCUUUUAAAAAAAAAAAAAAAAAAAAAAUGCACUCUGGAACAGUUACAGUUCUUCAGAUAGUCUGUGGUCUUGGGAUAAGUGGUUCUAUAGAUUAAAGAGGAAUCCACUCCAUUAAAAAAUUACUUUUUAUUCUUGUAUUUCUGUUUUUUACAAGCAGCGAAAGGCUCCCUCUCUGCAGUUUCACACCACCUCCAGGAGAUCAUCACUAACCAUGAUCUCCCAACCAAUCUAAUGUUUCUGUUAGAGAAAUAUUGGGAGGUAGUGUGCAUGCACAGCAAUAUCUAUUCUGUGCCAGCAAUUCUUGUCAUAGAGCAGCAUUGAAACCCUCACUUCCACCUUGAGCGAGCGCUCAAGUCUUGUGAGGAAGAGCUCACUAGGCGUGGGCAACCCAUAACUUUAAAAAAAAAAAAAAAAGUGCCAGUUUCUCAUGAAUUCGACAUUUUUAUGAAGUAAGAACUUAGGACUUUAGUGUGUUAAUUUAAUUUACACAUGCAUUACACAGGGGGUUUGAAACAUUGUAUUGCGUCAAAUCCAUGUUGAAUUCCUGGGGGAGCACAUGGAUCAAACUGCCGUUAGGUUGUCCAUGUGUUCCGGCCAUGUUCCUUUACACUGAAUGUUGUUGUUUUUUGUUUGUUUUUUGUCCCCAAAACUGCUAUAUUUUUAUUUAGAUCCACAUCUAACUGCAGUUGCAUAGAAAAAAAACCACUAUAUGCUAAUAUGAGAUUGUGGUUGGUAUAAAGAUACCUGCAUGGUUUUCUUACCAGAUUGUCUUUUUAUAUAACUAUUGGUCUAACCGUUCAAUACAAUUUACAGAGUUGAUUUGAGAACUUUAAGCCAAAAAAAGAAAAGAAAAAAAAAAAGAGUACAGUGCUUCAUUUGCUCAAUAGCAAUAGUUGUUGGAUUGAGUGUUCUUCUUUUUCAGAGCAACUACUGGCGAAACUUGUUAUCUACGAGGAGCAACAGAGAAAGCUCCAAGCAGAUCUUGAGCAAGUUGCAAAGAGGGCAGACUCACAGGUGAGCUAAUAAACCAUUUCAGAUCUAAUUCUAAGCUUGUUCAAACUUGUUUUUAGACCUAUAUCUUAACCCACUUACCAGCAAAUGUAUGGAACAAAUUUCAUAUUUAGAUUGUGGUUAUAUCUUUGAACUACAAGCUUUACUCUGCGUACCAUAACCACUUCAUCUUAUUGAAGUGGUUAUGGUGCAAAUAACAUUUCCCUUUUUUCUGUGUGUAAGGGUGCUAUUUUCAUAAUGUCAAAGCCCUUGCUGCUUGUCUCUCAGGCAGUUUAACUUGUAAAUAAGGAAAAAAAAUAUAAAAAUUUUUUUUUACCUCUGCACUUUUAAAGUGCAGAGUUUGGCCUGGGGGAUGGAGGUGGGGGGUGGACAAGAGAAAACAAACUGUUAAAUCGCACUCCAUCUUCUGGACUAUAACUCCUAUCAUGUUUAGCAGCUAUGAGAGAAGAUUUUAGGGCUCAGGGAAUUUUGACAAAGGCGUUUUUUUUUUUAAAACAAUUAAAUGCAUUUAAAACAUUUUGUUAUUUUAUGACAUGGUUUGCAUGAAUUGACUUUUCAUCUGGAUAGUCCUUGCAAAUAUAUUCAGUGCUAAGAAGCUUAGUAAAAAGGCUCAGCUCUGCAAGGUUUGGAUUUCUUUAGUGUAUCAGAAAUAAGUGCAUUGAAUGCUAUACUGUCCCUUCAAGUUGCAGAUAUUCAUAUUGUCAUCUGGCAGAAAAGAAGGGAUCCUGUGCAGACUUUAUUGUCCUAAUAUUUUGUAUCUAGAAGAAGAUUAUUCUUGUCCAGGGUCAGUCUGUGAUUUUAGUCAAAAAUCUCAUGAAAUCCUGUGUUCUCCAGAUCAGCAAAUAAGGGUUUUGCUCACAUUCUCUAAACCGUGUAUGGCAGUGUAUCUGUACACACGGGUGGUGGGCACACACUGACAGGCUGUCUGGCCAGCCCCCAACUUUCAGUUGAAAUUCAAUUCAAAUAAAUGUUUAUAUAUUUUGUGUGGUGGCAAACAGUGGUGUUUGAAAUGUUAUUUUGGUUGUAAGGAUCAAUUUACAGAAAACGUUAACUCCAAAUGGCUCUAGCUAGUUCAGCAAAUACUCAAAGCAGACCUGUGGUAUUUUUUAAAUAAAUAUAUAAAAUGCUGGCUUUCAAACGGUCAUCACCCUCUCCUAUCACAUGGCUAUAAUAAAUCCUCCCCAGACAAAAAUGAAGCAAAAUGUGUAAAUCCUUUUAUAGCAUCCCCACUGUCUAAAUCAUUUGUGCUUUAUGUUGGGCGUAGUUCUUGGCAUACCACCUCUAACAUACAUUUCUUAUCCCUAGACGAGCGAGUCGGGCAGUGUGGAUGAGUUACAGAGUCAGAUGCUGGAAUGGCAGGAUAUGAACAUGGAAACUGAACCGACCCAACAUCAUGACCCAGAAGAAAAGUCUGUUUUAGCCAUGAGGAUGGUGCAGAUCGAAGAGGAACGAGAAGGUGAAUUCUCCUAUUUCUUUUAUGAGAUGGAAUUUCCUUGCCUGGUUUCUUUGUGUCUAGCUAAAUGGAGUUGUCACAUAUCUUGGGCUUGGGUGCUGUCCAGAGCAGUGGUUGCUAUAAAGACCCUAUUAACAAGCCACUUUGAAUUUUAAUUUGGAUUUGAAUUUUUGGGAAUUUAUAUUUUUAUUUUUUUUGUGUUUGUGAAAAAUCCCACAUUGAAAGAAAUCCCUUCUGUGUUUGGAUUAUUGUUCUUAAUAUAACGGAUUUAAUUUGGUUUAUUAGUCUGACUUCCAAGCUAGCUUUAAUAUGCCAAUCAGAUAACUACUCAUACAUCCUUGGUGGUUGGGGCUUUGCACUAUAAAUCAAGUAUUUAUUAAUUAGCAAAACUUUGGCACCAUCUGAUGUUCGAAUUGUAGAUCCCCAGAUGUUGUAGAACUACAACACCCAUGAUGCUUUGCAUGCCUUUAGAAUGACAAAGCAUCAUUGAAGCUGUAGUUUUAAAACAUCUGGGGAUCUACCUUUUGGGCUUCUCUGAUAUAGAUCAGGUGGCUGGAUCCAGGAAAAAUGUAUUGUGAAAAAUCCAAGAAUUUUUAGAGAAUACUUAUUUUGGAAAUUUGCUAGCAGGCGUCUUUUUCUCAUCAGCUCUAGUGUUCUCACCUUGAAAAGGGGUCAAUGCUGGAGCUGUUUUAAUUAUGAGUUUAGCAAAUGGCAGCUAGGAUAAUGGCAAAGGCAAUUACGAAUUAAAGUGCAGGCCAGCGCUUACAAUAUCAUAGGGCAAAUAAAUUGAGGCACUUAUUUGUCAAGGGGAUUUACACGUCACUUAUAAUGAGUAAUGUUUUGAUAAUUGAUGGCCUUUAGCUAUUUUCUAUAUUUAGUCCUUGACUAAGGCAACUUGAUAAAUCUUUAAGGCCCAGUAUGGAAAGUAAUAAUUCAUCAUUGGGUCAUCUUUUCAUUGACAGACACAGUAUAUAGGUCAAUGUUAUCUAUUAAGGAAAACAUAAUAAAUAAUCUUAGCAGAUUUAAGGGUUAAAAAAGUUGAUAUUAAAAUUUUGCUUAGUUAGCCUUCUGAUUUUUAUUUUUUUAUUACAGUGCUUCAGAUAGAGGGCUGAUUAUGUUUCUCCAUACAGACACUCUUAAUGGAGUGUUCUUGUGGCUCUUAUUACCCAUUUCAAUGGACACUGUAGGCACUGUAACUGCUUCGUCACAUUAAAGUGUCUGUAGCCCCCUGGAGCAAUCCUUCCAUUCAGCGUUAAACAGGUUUUUACGUUUUUUUUUAGUUUUUUUUUUUUAAUGCUAAAUAAGAGUCCUCAGCUAUCAUGAAGCAUUAAACUCGGCAGCAAUGGUUAGCUGUGAUUGGUUGAAAGUGUCAGCCAACCUCUUUCAGCCUAUCAAAGUGUCCCAUUGUUGGUAUUAAUUGGUAUGGCUAGAAGGAAGUGGGUUAUCUCUACUUCAGCCACACCUCCAAAGAGGAGGUCAAGGACCCUUAUUUAGUGUUACCCUGCUUGAAAAUGGUUUAACACUAAAUGGAGGUAAUGUGCCAGGGGACGUCGGGCACUAUAACCAAUUCAAUGAGUUAAAAUGGUUAUAGUGCUUACAGCGUCUCUUGUCUGAAAUUAAAUUUGAAUUUAAAAUAGCCUAAUUGGAAAAGUUUGAUUUUAAAAAUUCCAACUUUAUACAUCAAAAUAAGUAACAGCAGCACAGCAACAUUUUUGAAAAAAAUCAAUUUUGCCUCCUGUAUUUAUUUUCCCUUUAAAUCCUCGCCAGUCUGCUUUUCAGGUUUUAAUGAAGAUGUUUCUAUAACUGGUGUAGAUACCAAUUAAUGCUGUGGCACAGUUCUGUGGCACAUAUUCUGCAGGGCUGUUCUGAAGCACCUUCUGCGGCUACUUUGCAUAUCUCUGGUAGCGGCAAGAAUACAGCUGUGGCAGAAGGGACCACAGGUGGGAUGGGGAGUUCUGACUUUUGACCUUCUUAAUAAAUACAAGUGACUACUUAUUUACACUUGUUUUGCUAAAACAGAAUGGAUGAAACUGGGUAGUUCAGUAAAUUCUGCACAGCUGCAGCUUAGUAGUCUUGUUAUAAAAUCUGCCACUUUUGGAAGUUUUACCCCGUACCUGUAUUCGCUAACCUUGGCACUCCAGCUGUUACGAGCUACUUUCCCAUGGUGCUCAGCUAGCUUUACAGCAGUGUUUCCCAAACCAGCACUCGCGGCCCACCAACAAUCCGAGAUUUAUGUAUUUACCAUUUUGUAUUCCAAUGGAGAUAUUGACAAAACCUGGACUGUUGCUGGGUUGUGAGGCGUGGUUUGAGAAACACUGCUUUACAUUAUCAGACAUACCUCCUGUGCAUCCAGUAUUACAAAGUGACCUGCUCGGGCUGUUACGUUUCUAAAGUUUCAUUUUAUUAUUUUUUUUGGGCUGAGCAUGAUUUUUUUUUUUUUUUUCUUCACCAUUAAAUAUGCUGAGUGCUCAGUGUUCCUACCCUCCACUCUUCCACCCUACACUGUGAUUUGUUCAGCCACUAAGAGCGUAGUUUCCCAUCAGUUUUGUGCAUGCAGGUUCCUUCUUGCUCUGCCAGCUGGUCCUGUACUGCUGAUGGCUUCCCCCAGAGUCUUAUCUUGCAGUGGAAACAGACAGCAGUAUAGGUCACGCUGUUUCUGCUCAUCAGUUACCUGUUUCUUUUAUUUAACACCCUAUCCAAUCCUUCUGUCUUUGUUUUUCUUGUUAGACUUUGCUUCAAUCAUCUAACAAUUUAACAAACUCUUCUUUAUUCUCAUUGCUUGUUUUUUUUAACAUAUAUAUCCACUGGGCCAGAGUGGCACUUACUAACAUCUAACUAUUAUGGGAUUCACUUUGACAUGUAGAAAUCUGAUUAUUUUAAAAUUUGCAGCCAAGGUUUGCCAUUAGCUUGGUAACCUUCAAGUAAUUUGUGAUGCUUCAUAAAUCAUUGAUCAUCAAAUCUGUUAGCAUAAAUGAGGUUCUUGCAUUUUGAUUCUGUUGUAGACCCACUUUUACAGUAACUCUUUUAAGCACAACAGAGACUUAAUGAGCAAUGCAUUUUCCUGCAAAUCUGGACGAUUUCAAAUCACACACGUGUGUAGAAUCUGCACAGAAUUUAGUCUGUCAUGUGCAUGUUUAAGGAGUUUAUUUAGUAAAUGGUGAGUUGACAGGUGAUUUGCAAUUUUAAGGUCAAAGUAACUGAUCUUCAGAAAAACUAUAUUUCCAACUCACUAUAGACUCCUAGGCCAUAAACUGAAUCAACAGCCUCUGUUCUGCUUUUGUUGUCUGCUGUGCAUGAUUUAAAUUGCUCACUGGAUCAAUAUAACCCUUUGUCAGAUCACAAAACAGAUGGGAUUUUUUCAGUAAAUAUGGUAAAAAUUUCUAAGCAUAAACAAAUAAGGCAUAUUCAGUUUCACUCCAACUUUAUUUGCCUUGUAAGUGAUUUUAUAAUUCAUGGUCAUAAAAGGUCUGCGAUUUGUAAAUGUGUUAUGAGAUGGAUUGAUGCCAGUUUGCAGUGUGACUUCCUCCAAUUAACUGACAUUGUAAUUGCACUAAAAUCAGAGCUGCCUCCCUAACAUUCUAUCUGUUAUACCCUGCUAAUCCUUUCGGAUAGGUUGGACGGGGGUCUUUCCCGGUGUUUCCUGGAAGUUGGCAAAAUGUGCAUGUUUAGACUAUGUAUCCAUUUUUGGCAGCUUGUAAAACUGAAUUAUCUGCUUGACAAAUCCAGAAGUGGAUUUGUCAAACAGGGAUGUCUAUGUAGUUGCAGUAAAGGCAUGUAUCCCAGAACGUAGUAGGUGUUUGUUGCAAAUGUAAGUGUGGGCUUGUGGGUCAGUGGAGCUUUGUUUUAAACUGCUUUCCUGUGGCACAAAACUGAUUGAGGAUGACUGGUUCUUUCCUGGCUGCUCCGAUCCAGCCAUGGACUCAGGGCAGCAGGAGCUGGAGGAGGAACUGAGCACAGCCCGCGGGAUGGGCAAACUACGGCAAGCAAGAAGGAAAGUCCGAAGAGGAAGUGUGAAGCUGCAGGUCAGUGCCCACUCCUUAUAUAUUCUCUGUCUUGUGUAUGUAAAGCGGUAUAGACCUAGAACAGCGAUGGAUUACAUUUGCACAUCAAAUGGUUCUGAACUACAUUUGCCAUGAGCCAACCCUAAAGCUGACUAAGCGUAGGAGAAAGGCAGUUCAGAAACAUCAAGCAUGUCACACUUUGCCAUCACUUAUUCUGAAUAUGUUCUCUAUCGCUGAAAUCUGCUACUCCGUUUUCAUUUUAACUGAUUUUCCUGUGCAAUUCCUCUACAACAUUAUUACUUAUAGUUAGAUCUUUUUCCUUAGCUAAAGGGACACAGUUUAACAAAAUACUGAAUUGUGCGCAUUGAGAAAAUUACUAUUAUUAUUGGAAAUUUUUUUUUUUUUUUGUACUUGGGGUAUUGGGGCUGACCAGACUUGGAAGGAUUAAAGGAAAACUAUAGUGUUAUGAAUACAAACAUAUAUUACUAACACUAUAGUGCUGGAGUAACGGUUCAUGUCGCAGGCCCCCCUCUGAGUGAAGUUAAAAGGUAUUUAAACAAACCUUUUCUCCAUAGCCAUGCAGGAUGAAUCAAUGCAUGUCUUUGGGAAGCGUUCAGCACUGAAAUAGGAAGCACCUCUAGCGGCCAUCUGAGUGACUGCCACUAGAGGUAUUACUGUAAAGGCACAGACUAUAGACACCAGAACACUACAUUAAACUGUAGUGGUUCUAGUGACUAUAGCGUCCCUUUUAAUUCAGCCAAAACCAGUGUGUUCUAAGAACACUAUUUAUUUUUGUUUGGCUACUCCAAAUUUCCAAAUAAGCUAGUUUAGCCUAAAUUUUGCAAGUUGAUUAUGAGAGAGAGAGAGAGAGAUUUUUUUCCUGAUUAUAAAAGCCAUUUUUAUUUUGUGUUUUUGGAAUAGCAUGCAAUCGUAGAGACCAUUUGAGAUAAUAAGGAAAGCAUCAGUAUAGUUUUCUCGACCACAUUCCCAUGCACUGCUUGUCGGAUACUGAAUAAACUUAGAAUCUAGCUACAUCUAGCCUAUUUAUAUUUUAGGGGCAGUACAUAAAGUUUUUUCCAUUUUUAAGCUUUAGUUUACCGUAAGUUCUGCUGCCAACUCCACUCAGUGAAAUGUAUUCUCUCACAGUAUCAAGGCAGGUCUCUUAAAAUAAAAAGAAUCCAGUCUUUUGGGUAAAACGAAAUUGGAAUAAAAGUGAUUUAAUGAAUGAGUUGUCACACAAUUCCUCUUCCAAACCUGGAUCUGCCUGGGUACCACUUCUAAUUUCUCGGGACAUUUCACUUGCUUAGAAGUUGAUUUAUGUAAGUGCAAUUUACAUCUAGCUAUUUAUCUCUAAGCUAAUGUUACAUUUUCUGUUAACUUAGGACGAAUAUGAGUAUAACAACAAAAGCUUUGAAGAUGAGAACCUGACUCUUGACAGCAUUGAAUCGGCUGAGGGGGAGAACAUGGGAGGUUGGUGGCCUGAGUACAGUUCUCCUAAUUCAGGUUUGACCCCCACUAGACAGUUUAUUAACCCCUCGUCUGACCUCUGACAGGCGAAGGGUGAAGCAUGCACUGCAUCACUUUUUCAGUUUUUUUUUUUUAGUUUUUUUUAUUUAUAACUAACAUGUCUUCAUUGCGUGUUGGUACCUAAUCUUUAUUUUGUGAUUUAUUCUAUUAUUUUUGUUGUUGCUCAUUUCUUUGUUUUUUCAUUUUGAGGCAUGUGCAAGCUGGAUGAACUGCCUAGUUUGGCUCACCGUUCUUGUUACAGUGUUACAGUGUUCCAUGUGGGUCUGGUAAUGUGUGUCUUCACUGUUUUUAAAGCUUUUACAUUUAAAAUAUUUCUAUACUCAUGAAUCAAAUCACAGGGCUAUUUAUAAAGAGAAAACAUGGGGUAAGUUUCUAACGUAGAGCAAUCGCCAUGGAAACCAAUGAAAUUGACUGCUGCAUAUUUAGAAUGUGCCAAAUCCCAGUUCUAAUAUUAUCACUUUAGAAACAUCGAAACAUAAUAUGUGACGGCAGAUAAGAACCAUUCGGCCCAUCUAGUCUGCCCAAUAAAUAAGGAAUCUCAAACUCUCCCACCAUGGUAAUGGCCUACAACUCCCAUAAUUCUUUGAGUACAAUAAAUGGUCAGAUAAUCAUGGGAGUUGUAGUUCUGCAUCCUAUCGAGGCGGAUGCCUGCUUUAAAUAAAGUGGCUCAGUCACCUUCUCUGGUCUUGGUGUAUUAUGCAAAGACCCCUGAUGGUGACAUCGCUGCUCAGUUUUACAAGGCCCAGGGGUGCAGUGUGGGAAAGUUAUACUUACCUGCAGCUGCCCCCUGCAGGCUCCACCAUCUCCAAAUGCUGUACCCUUGCACAUGCUCAAGAGUAUAACACUGAUAUCUACGGAGAGUCUUGCGAGACUGUGGACACAUUUGUAGAUAUUGUCUCGCAAUGAGCAAGCAAAUACCUUACUUACCACAGCCAUUGUUGGCAACAGUUGCAGAAUUUGUCACAAUUUGAUGGCUGUAACUCUCUUUCAUCACAUUUUAUCAACUUGAGGCUUUACAAUGAGACAAAGUUCUCACUAAUCUGCCUUAUGAUCUAUUUUCACUGCGUUGGGAUUUCAAUGAAAUGCCAAUGCAGUCUUCAUGAACAUUUCAUAAAUGCUCCGAAAAUAUAUUGGUGCCUGAGCCACUUUAUUCUGGGUCAGUAAAUUCAUGAUGUGACCUACUCGGCUAACGUGUAAGAUCAGACUGUCAGUAAAUUGAGCUGGCAUAACCACGUGGAUUUAAAAAGUCCCACAAUAUGCAAAUCUGAUUAAUUGCUUGGAUUUUCUAUCUCCCCUUAUAGUGAACAGUCUCAGAAAUAUGUAAUAUUGCAUGUCCUUCAAAUACAACAUAAUAGCAUUGAAAUCCAUGUUUAGCUCACGUUCAUCUAGCCUAUUGCACUGUUGCUGGAAAAUGCUUUAUUGUGUAAAAUGUAUUGGCAUAAUUAUGUUUAAUUAUGAUUUACAUUUUGUUUUCUGGCUGUAUGUGUAGCGUGUCACAUGCAUCUUUUAUUUCGGUAGCAAAUUAUAUGCAUGAUAAAGCUUCAUUUUAAUAGAUUGUUCUGGUUAGCAUAUCAUGACACCUGCAAUGUCAUGAGUUUAAUAAUGAUGGUGAUAAAACCGAAUAAAGAGACAUUGAAAAUAUGUAAUGGUAAAGAUGACGAAAUAUAGGUAGAUGUGGGUAAAAGGCAUUUAUCUGUAUGUCUGGUGUCUUUAAAUAAUUGGUUAGUACUAGAAUACUGCAUACUUGAUUGAUUUCCAUAUACAUACACUGCAAAAGUAGAAAAUGUAAAGACGUUAAAAAGAAAAAAAGAUUUUGUCAUAUCCCAGGUACCUGCAUCCAGCAUGGCUCUUUUAGUUUAGAUGUCUAAACUAAGAUCUGUUCCGGUAAACCGCAAACAUUUAGUUUAUAGCUUGUACCUCAAAGUUCUUUAUCAAAGAUCUUGGAUUGGAGAGAGAUGUAAUGGAUAUUGGCGGUGUAGUCAUUCUGGGACAAAGUUCUGAAAUGGAGCAAUCUCAAACACUCAUUUGGUUCCCUUCGUGACUGCUCCAUUUUUAUUAGAACUUCGCCUAAUAAUUGUCCUUGAUCCACUUUAGCCAUAGUUGGUUUUACUUCCUGCCUUUCGAACACUGGAGGAUUGAGUGUGCUACAGUAAGAGUUACUCACACUACAAAGUAUAUAGUCCGAGGGAAAGAAUUAGGUUACCAUUUUGCUGACAAUAUCUGUACAGUUGGUGUUACUGUGGCAGUUAGAGGCUGUGAAUUCCAUUUGUUCUUUUGCAGGUUUACGCACCGUUGUGGAAGAGCUGGAAUUGGAGCGAAACCAACUGCAGGAGCAGAUUAUGGGUUUAGAAGAACGCUGCCAGGAAUUGGAGGACAAACUACAGCUACAGGCUAGAAUAGAGUCCCUCCAGGUAUGUGCUUGAGACUCACCAUCAAUUUACAACAUGGUGCAGACAGAGACAGCCAAUGCCUUCAUGCUUCACAUUGACUCCUUUGCUUUUAUAGAGCUGUGCAGAGCUGGGGCAUGCUGCAAAUUAACCCUCUGAAACACUGACUAGCUAUGCCUUCCUGGUGUAUACGACUGAUUUUCUUCUCCAUGUUGGCAUUUGUGCACACGUUGCACAGAUGUUAAAUUUACUAAGUCUUCUACCUAUGUCGAUGAAUAGUUUGAAAAUAGUUGGAGAAUCUGUACAUCUGUAGGAUUUGUAACAAACCCUUUUAACACAGGUAACAUUUGAUGUAGAGGAAGAGACUCAGCGCUUUUUCAAGGUGUGUUCUCCUGGUGGAUGGUGUGUGUCGUGAAGGGGUUAAUAACACUGGUUGUGUUCGAUAUUCCUUAUGUUACUAACCAUGUGCACUGUUUCUGUUAGUUGGCUACUCACAAAAGUGUGUGAUUUUUGGUGCUAUAUAACAGCAAGGCUAUGUUGCAAUGUGAAGUUAUUUUGCUCAAGGUCUCUGUUACUUUCAAACCCAACACAUCAUUUUUAGAGAUUUGUGUAAUUGUGUAACGUUGACUUGCGUGUAUCUAUUUAUUCAUUUAUUGGAAUUUUUUUUAAUUUUAUUUAUUGAGCAGCAAAAUGCUUAAACACGCUGUCACAGAAGAUAUAUUCUGAACACAAAUGCAGGCUUAUGUCGUUUUAGUAAAAGACAAUGCUACAAUGAGGCAUUUUUAGCGAUAACAGAAGCGCUCUCUAUAAAGAGACAGCUGGGGUCCAUUAAAAUGCACGGCUAGUUACCUAUAGAAAGGCCUAGUGAAUGAGAAAAGCACUACAAUAAUACCACAAGCUGGACAUUUUCACAUCUGGUGUAUCACAGGGUCCACAAACAAUUGGCAUUAGGAACAAACAUCAGUCUUCUGAGUUAUCUAUAAAUAAGUAAAGUAUUUUUCUGGUGUCCAAAAGGUCUGCCCAAGAAAAAAAAAAAAGUAGAUUUCUGCAAACUUAAAAGAUUCCAAGAACUGAGUGCAGUCUGUCUCUCAUACUCGUAAAUGAUGGAUCGCCAGGAAAGUCCAGUCAAUGAGCCUUAGCACUCAGAAGACCAAUGUCGGUUCUGAGUAAAUCUGGAUGGUACAUUGGAUUCAGUGGGAGAUAUGUGUAAUCUAAUGGAGUUUUAAUUCUUGUCACCCAAUGCACCACUCCAGCCUUUGGCAACUAUUACUGACACAAGCUUGAACCCUCCUGUUAGCUGUCAUGCCAUUCACUGGUUAUUAAUUAACCAAUACUGAGGGAGGGAAAAUAAUUAAUGAUUAAGAAAUUAUUGUUACAUUAAUUUGCCAAAGUUUCAUAUUAAGAAUAAACUUUAUAUAUAUAUAUAUAUAUAGUUUCCUCCACUUAUCUUCAGAUGUUAAUUAUUCUUAAUUUGUGGGCCAUCUCGCAACAGGAUAGUGGUUUAAAUAAUAAUAAAUAGUUACAGGGUUUUUCACUAAAGAUAGAAUUUCACAUUCUAGGUUGUGUAGCCAAAUUGGAAGAAUAACCAAGUUGGACAAAUCCACCAAUUUAGCUGUUUUGACCCUAAACCUUUGAAUUCCCACUGUUAGUAUUGGAUUGCUCUAAACAUGCACCGUCCCAGAAUAUAUCUUACUGUAUAUUUUAAAUGACUUGCGUAUUGACAGGUUUACACAUGAGGUGAAGGGAAGUUGAUUUAGUUUUGUCAUUAUUGUAUUGUAAAGGAUGCACACAUUUAUUCUGCCUGACUGCUUAUCAGUACUUUGUAUGCUACAGUUCCCCUCUUUAAAGGGUUACUCCAAGCGCCAUCUCUGAUUUGAAGUGGUCAUGGUUUCCAAUAGUUUAUUCAUUUAAUGUGAGCAACAUGCUCAGCCCUGUAACGUCCCGUCAACAUCCAGCGCCUUACUCUACAUUUCGUUUACAACAAGGAACCGGUUGUGUAGUCUCCUCUUACUGAGCAUUUCACCCUCUUAAAAAACAUCCAGUCUGCCUGCAAUCUCAGAAAAGCAUUUUCUAUCAAAUUUUGACAGCAUUGCCAGGAUUGCUUGGCUAAGCAGCCACUGCACUCACGUUGUCCCUGAAGUGAAUAUUCCUUAUUGUUGCGUCCCAAGGCAGAGGGGAUUGAAUACAUUUGGAUGAUUUCCUGGUUUCCAAUCUGCUUGGUGAAAGGUUUGACAAAAAUAGGGUUUACUACUAAAUAUGAAUUGCACCAUAGCCACUAAAAUAAGCCGGAGUGUUGCAAGUAGAGUUUUUUUCGAUUAGAGUGUUCCUUUAGCCCCUUAAGGACCAAACGUCUGGAAUAAAAGGGAAUCAUGACGUCACAUAAGUCAUGUGUCCUUAAGGGGUUAAAGCGUUAAAGGUACAAGAGCACAUCCAUGAUGCAAGACCCACGUUCUUUGAAAAAAGAAAAAAAAAAAAAGUGCCAAAGUGCCAAACCGUGUCCCAUAAACACUUGUGUGUAGGUAAGUGCAACGGAUAAUGUUCACAGCUUAUUCAUUGAAAACAAAUGAUUUAAGAAUAAUUUCAGCAAAGUGAAUGGAAGCUGCUAGUUGCACAGGAGUGUUUGGAUAAUGACCAGCUAUUUCUAAGAGACCUGUAGGAGGAUCAGGAUUGGCUGGAAGAUGACAGACAUUCCAUGUUUAAAGAGAAGUUCCCUAAAAAAGGGUCAGGGCUAGAAGAUUUUACUGCAAACUUGCAUAUUCAAUGGCAACUGUUUUAAAACACGGCCAUAAACCAAUCUUGUAUCGUUCCUUUAAAAAAAAAAAAUUACAAAUGAAGCCAUUGCAUAUGCAAAUUAAUGAGCAGAUUGUUUUAUAACUCCUAUUAGGAAGUGCAGUGAAAUUUACGAUUUGCCUUUUGUUUUUAUAUUUUUAUAAGAACAUAAAACCUUUUCUAAUCUGUUUGCAUGCAUGUGGCUAUAGCAAAUCUGGAUUGAGGAUUUGUUGUAUUUUGAAUACACUUUGUACCAUUUCUAUAUUUUUACUGUAGAAUGAAAACGAGCGAUUGCAGACACAGCUUGGGCAGUUCCGUCACCAGCAGAGCCGAGAAUCUGAGAAGAGCCAGGAUCUUAUAACGGACUUGAAUGAGCAACUUAAAGGGUAUCAUUUCUCCUCAAGUUUAAUUAUUCAUCUUAUUUCUGAAUAAAUAAUUUACAUGUGCAUUAGAGCUGAUUAAAGGGGCGUAUUGGCCUUCUGAUCUUGCAUUGAAAAGGUCAGUUUAGCAAACUAAGUAAAAAUUAACUUACAACUUCCAUUUGUUAAAGACGCGCCAUUAGCACUAUAAGCACGACAGCCUGCGCUUUAAUUAUAAUCCCAGCAUUAAAUGGUGCUGUCCUUCAGUUCUGUACCAAAACAGUUUUUUUUGCAGGGGCCCCCCCAGGCACCUGUCAUCUGGUAUUUCACUCAACAUUGGUUUAGUAUAGAGCAAGAGGUCCCUGUGUAUAAAGGUUUAGCAUAGAGCUAGCUAUUCCUAUUUAUAUAGGUUUAGUAUAGAGACAGUGGUCCCUAUGUAUAUAGGUUUAGUAUAGAGCAGCGGUCCCUGUGUAUAUAGGUUUAGUAUAGAGCAGAGGUCCAUAUAGUGUGUGUGUGUGUGUAUAUAUAUAUGUGUAUAUAUAUAUAUAUGUGUAUAUAUAUAUGUUUAGUAUAGAGCAGUGGUCCAUAUAGUGUUUGUGUAUGUGUGUAUAUAUAUUUAGUAUAGAGCAGCGGACCAUAUAGUGUGUCACAGACUACAGGCAUAUAGUUUCCUUGCCUUCCACCACUCUUUAGAGGGACACUAUAGGCACCCAGGCCACGUCAUCUCAGUGUCCCCCUUAGGCUUGAAAUGUGAAACAGAGAAACGGCAAUGUUUAUAUUGUGGUACUAAGACUGCCUCAAGUGGCUGCUUGGAGUUUCACGGGGUGUGAUUCAGUGAAACUACGCUGGACGUCCUCACGCUCUGCAUGAGGACGACCAGUGUUGGAGAGAACCCUAUAGGAAAGCAUUGAGGCAAUGCUUUCUUAUGGGGAAGAUUUAAUGUGUUUGCGACGCUUGCCGCACAUGCGCAUUCUGUCUCCCAAUCGGAUGACGUUGGAGGAGGCAGACCAUGACCAGAAACGGGAAAGUGAAUAAAGGAUUAUUUAACAUUUUUAAAGGGGGGGGGAGGGUCACGGGGCUGGGGAACAUGUUAGUGUUAGGAAUACAUCUUUGUAUUCCUAACACUAAAGUGAUCCUUUAAAGAGAGUAGGUAGAUUAAAGGACCUUCAGUGCAUAAUUCCACUCUAUUGAACUAGCUUUUAUUUAUUUUUAUUUUUUUUAAAUCAAGGCUUACAUCAUAAUACAUUCCAAUGAGGGCAUUUAUACAGUGCAAGAAUAUGUAACUGGUAACACAUAGAAAAAUAUAUUGCAUACAAAUAGACACUGCCUUAUUUAUAUUAUAUAAACUGUCAAGUAAGAUGUCUCAAAAGCAAGCGGCACGUGAGAAUAAACUAUUAUUAACUUGCUUUUUAUUACACAUGGUAAUAUAUUAGCUGUACUAGUCAUAAGCAGAAAUAAGUAGCGUAUUUAGUGAGUGCUGGAUUGCCACACUAUCAAUAGAACAUUAUGUGAGCAUAUUGAUGAAACAUUCCAUUUAUAUAACUGGAACUACGGGCUAUAGAAAAAGUCUUGUGGGCUGCAUUGGCCAGUGACACUUCAGUUGUACACUGUAACUAUUCACAAAGAAAUCAAUUAAACGAGUACUGCUGUAGAGUGGAUCUAUGGCCCACUCAGCCAAUGCCUGCGGAGGGAGUUCAAUCAGGAAACGAAAGUCCAGCCAAUACAAGUGAGUCCCCCACCAGCCCCAAGCAUUUAAUACAGUCCAGAACGAUGCUCCCCUUAAUCAGGUAGCGUCUGGCGUCCAGAUCUGAUAUUUGAGAUCGUCCCUUCUAGAACCCUCCGACUGGGUGAGCUGUACGUGGGGAUAUUGCCCCAGUUGGUUCACAGCCUAGGCGAGUGGAGGCAAGACUGGAAGCUGGGCCUUCGGUGAUUUUGCGAUGGCUGCGGCGUCCGCUUGCUUGGACCACCUAUUUGUCAGUAUAGAAAAAUAUAAUUAUUUCUAAUGUUUCUAUGUAGAUUUUGUAUGGUAUGUAUGUUUCUUUACUGAGUUUAACAUUAUGAAAAUGCUUAGUUUAACAGACAGAAACAUGUUUCUUAAAAACGCAAUUGAGGAAAAGGAUCAGAUAAUGAGGGAAAUGACGUCAAAACUGGAGCAACUGAGAUUGAUUGAAAAUACUCUACAACAAAAGGAACUUUUACACAAAGAGAUCUGUGAGAAGCUGGAGCAUAGCGAGCAACAGGUAACUUAUGUUUGACUCCUAAAAUUAGAAAAAUAAAAACAGAUGUACGUUUUCAACCCCUUAAGGACGGCAGGCGUUCUAUGCCGUCCUUUUUUAGGCGGUCCUAAACUUAUUGAUCUUGGUAUAAAAGUACUUGGAUCAAUAAGUACUUAUGAUCAAAGUACUUUUAUAUACACAUACAUACAUCAAUAAGUGUAUUUUAAUAUUAAUAUAUAUAUAUUAUCAAAAUACACGUAGAAUGACGUUUAAAAAAAAUAAAAAAAAAAUAUAUAUAUAUAUAUAUAAAUAUAAAAUUAAAAAAAACAUUAAAAAAAUUAUAUACCAGUUUUAAUUAGUUCUAACUGUUUUUUGAUAUUGAUAUACAUAUAUAUAUAUAUAUAUAUAUAUAUAUAUAUAUAUUAAAUUCGAAAUUUAGAAUGACGUUAUAAAUACAUGUAUGUAAAUUCCACAAAUAUAUUUAUAUAAUAUUUUUACAUAAUCAAGUCAUUUUACUAAUUACAACCCAGGCAGAAAGUUCAGAGAAUUUGGCUUGCAAGCCCUAUAUUUAACCCUGAAACUUUCCAUGACACCAUAAAACCUGUACAUGGGGGGUACUGUUUUACUUGGGAGACUUUGCUGAACACAAAUAUUAGGGUUUAAAAACGAUAAAACAUAUCACAACGAUGAUAUUGUCAGUAAAAAUUUAAUUGUUUGCAUUUUUCACACACAAACUGUACUUUCACUGACGAUAUAAUUGUUAUGAUAUGUUUUACUGUUUUGAAUCACUAAUUUGUGUUUGGCAAAGUCUCCCGAGUCUAACAGAACCCCCCAUGUACAGGUUUUAUGGUGUUUUCAAAAGUUACGGAGUUAAAUAUAAGGCUUGAAUUUCCUUUUUUUUUUUUACAUAAUUUGCCAGAUUGGUUAUGCUGCCUUUGAGACUGUAUGGUAGCCCAGGAAUGAGAAUUACCCCCAUGAUGGCAUACCAUCUGCAAAAGUAGACAACCCAAGGUAUUGCAAAUGGGGUAUGUCCAGUCUUUUCUAGUAGCCACUUAGUCAUAAACACUGGCCAAAAUUACCAUUAAAUUUAGUUUUUUGCAUUUUUCACACACAAACAAAUAUGAAUGCUAACCUUGGCGUCGCAUCCAGCGUCGCAGAAGCGCCUCUUGCGGCUGUCAGGAAGACAGCCACUAGAGGCUGGAUUAACCCUGCAAUGUAAACAUAGCCGUUUUUCAGAAACUGCCAUGUUUAAAUCUGCAGGGUUUAAACCUGGGGGACCUGGCACCCAGACCACUUCAUUGAACUGAGGUGGUCUGGGUGACUAUAGUGUCCCUUUAAAGGGGAAACCUCUCUUUUCAGGUUGUUGUUUUUUCCCAUUUUAUUUUUAACCCCUUAAGGACCAAACUUCUGGAAUAAAAGGGAAUCAUGACAUGUCACACAUGUCAUGUGUCCUUAAGGGGUUAAAGGAACACUGUUGGCACCAUAACCUCUUCAUCUCAGAUAAGUGGUUAUGGUGCGUGUCUUCCCCUGGCUCUACCCCACUGUUCAGUACAAACUAUUUUUGAACAAUUUAACACUAAACAAUACAUUUGUCUGUCUGCCAUUGAACAAUUCAUGCUGAGGGCAUCUACUUUGAAACAUUUAACUGAAGGAAAAAUGCAUUACGGCUACAGAAUAUUUUUUAAAUUGACUUCCUCGUGUUCCUUUAAUCAAUGUCCUACCAAACUUCAAUUUAGUUUAAAACAGUUGCAUGUGAACUAGUAGAAACAGGUGGUAAGACAUUCUGACAUUGGAUCAGGUUGGUAAAGUUGUAAGUACAUAUAGAAUGAUAUAUUUGUGGGGGGGGGGGUUUUUUUGUGAGUUUAAAGCAGGAUGGAAUUAGCAAACUUAAAUUUUUACAUAGGUUAUGGCUGAUACAAGUUACAUUUCAGGGAUGUCCACUUUGAAUAUCUGCUGCUGUUAAAUUUCCAGAUGACGUUUACCUAUCCAGCCAUGAUACAAUCGGAUGUCAAUAUAAGUGCCUUCAGGGGGUUAUUUAUAGUUGGUAUUAUGGUGUAGAACUUGUCUUCUUCACCUAGCAGGCUUCUACCCAAUUUAUGAAAAGUUGAAUUUAUUCCAAUUAGUUUGUUGCAGUGCCAGUGUUACAACUAACUUAUCUUGUAGAGCACUAGAGGCAGCAUACAUAUUGUGCAUAUAUAUAUAUAUAUAUAUAUAUAUAUAUAUAUAUAUAUAUAUAUAUAUAUAUAUAUAUAUAUAUAUAUAUAUAUAUAUAUAUAAAAAUGGCACUAAAUAUAAGGAUUUAAUAUUAGGUGUCUAUUAUAGCUUUCAACAAUUUUAUUGUUUGUUUUCCUAGCGUGAAGAAGCCACAAAGAAACGGACUGAUUCAGAAACUGAACUUUCAGCUCUCAAGGUGUCCAACAGUGAACUUACAGAGAAGGUGUCAGCCUUUAAAGAGAUGGUAUGACCUUUAGUGAUGUUCUAUUCACAACUUUAAGGACUGUAUUCACAUACAACUGGGAAGGUUCUGACAUACACAUUUUUAAAGCACUGUGUCAGGCAGAUUGGGAAAGAUCCAAGACUGUUUGUGAUUGGAUUAUACUCCUGCAAAUAUAUAUUUAGAGAGUUGUUCAUGUGCUGUGCUGUCCAAAAAAAGAAAUGCAUGUUUAAGUUAAUUGAACAGAUUUCUUAUUUUCUCAUUAAGGGUUCAUGUAUUAGUAAGCCAAUAGUGUGAAGUUGGAGGCAACCUGUGAAAAUAGUGAGGUUUUUCCGACUGUUUACAUGCUAUAGAAUAGUUUUUGUGGGCUGCAUUGGCCAAUGACACGUCAGUUGGACACAUAGGAGACUUUUGGACCCUGUCUGAGAUUGAAAAGAAGAAACAAAUGCAAACUGUUGUUUACUAUAUUUAAUAAUGGUCUAUUUUAAUACCCUUUCUAAUGUUCUUUGAAACUUUCAGGUGUCAAGACAAGAAUCAUGUUUACAGAAGAUGCAGCUGGACCUUGACCAGACAAAUGAAGAGCUUGAUCGACUUAACACAAGUCACUUGGAGGAACGAUCACAGCUAAUUCAUGAUCUACAGCGAUGUGAGAGAGACAUGGACAUCCUGAAGGACGUUUUACAAGAGAAGGACAAGGAAAUGGCAUCCCUCACUGCCAGUCUGACUGAAUACACAGAUCAAAUUUCUGUUUUAAAAGACCAGAUUCAUUUCAAAGAGGAGCAAUUGAGAGAAAUGGCUGACACUCUUGUCAAGGCGGAGAGGGAAAGUCACAUUUUACGAGAAACGCAAAGCUCAGAUAUGCAAGAAACAAGUGCCAAAAUGUCCUCCCUCAGUGAGCAACUGAAUGAAAUAAAUAUGGAAUUGAUGAACGUGAAGUCUCUAAAUGAAUGUAAGACUAAAGAGGCAGAGGAGUUAAUUAGACAAAUCAGUGAGAACAAUAUAACAAUUAAAAACCUUCGUUUAGAGCUUCAGGCGCAGUCUGUUACACACAAUAAUCAUGUUACAGAGUGUUCAUCCCAAAUUACAUCAUUAAAGGAACAGCUUAAUGCAUCUGUUGCAAAACUCGACGAGACGGAAAUGAAAUAUAGAAAGGAAAUUGAAAACUUGAAGUCACAAUUAGAGAAAGACAGCUCUGAACGAGAGAAAAUAGCAGGUUUGUUGGAAGAAAAAAGCAAUAAAGAAAAGAGUUUUGAAAAUGAAUUGAAGUUGGCCAAAGAACAAUACAACAAACUGAUUUCUGGAAUAUCGAAAAAAGAUGAGGAAAUCGAAAAACUGUCAAAAGAAGUAGCGGUACAAAAGGAGCAUUGUGACAAGUUAGACCGAGAACUGCAAACCAAAGAGGAACAUUUAUCAACUUUACAACAAACCUCGGAAAAUGUUUUACGGGACAGUGAGGAGAAGCUGAAAACCCUGCAGGAGAAGAACCAAGAAUUUCAGAGCCAACUUUGCGAUAAAAAUAAAAUGAUUAAUACAUUUGAGGCAGAGAAAAAUGAGCUCUAUGCAAAAUAUACAGGUCUAGAACGGACUCUCGCAGAAAGAGAUCAAACCUUAAGUGCCCAGUUAAAUUCAGUUGAGGAAUUAAAAAGAAAAGUUGAAGAGCUGGAGAACCACAACAAAGGUUUGUGUAGCCAGCAAGAACAUGUAGUGGAGACACUGCAUCAGAAAGAGUCAGAGGUGUUCUCUUUGAACCAGACACUACUAGAUCUUCAAAACAAAGUGACUCACACAGAGAAGUUACUGACUGACGAGCAGACAACCGUGUCUAAGCUCCUCGCUGAUAAAGAUGAAUUGCUGGCUAAAGUGGAUAGUAUUUCUGCCCAAUGUGUGCUGAAUGACAGUGUUGUUGCUGCACAGUUAGAGGAGAAAGCAAAAGAGUGCCUUAGUGUAAAGGAACAGUUAAUAAAAGAGCAGGAAUUGUCUCAGAGGAUGGAAACCCAGGUACGUUCUUUAGAGAAGGAGCUAAAGGAAGCUCAGAGGUAUGUAGAGGAGAAAGAUGAUGCACUUCAAGCAAAGAUGUCUGAAUGUAACUUCGUUUGUGAGGCUCUCACUCAGAACCAAGAGAAAAAUAUGCAGCUUUUAAAGCAAGUUGAAGAACUGAGUCGAGAUAUAGAAAGCAGAAAGCUCGCUUUACACGAAAAGGAUGUUUUCAUAAACCUGCAGCGUGUAGAAGCAGAGGUGGUAAAAAGCAACUUUGAGAAGUUACAAGGUGAAGAACAAGAACUGAGAGAGAAAUAUGUAAAUGUUUCAAAGAACUUGGAACAGUUGAAUGUUACAAUUCAAAUGCUGCAACAGAAGCUUUGUCAUAAAACCGAAGAAAAUGCUACAUUAAGCACAAUUGCAGAAAACCGUAGUAAAGAAAUCGAGAAAUUAAGAAUAGAAAAAGAUGAGGCAUUGGUCUCCUUGUCUAAUAUGAAAACCCAUUGUGAGAGCCUCCAAUCACAAGUAGAUAAGACCCAAUCCGAGGGGUAUUUAUUAAAGCAACAGUUAGACACCUUACAGCUAGAAAAUGAAAAGCUUGGUUCCAAUCUUGAGGUGACCAGUACAGCUUUGGCUAAGAAGACUGACGAAAUCACUCUUUUGAGUUCGCAUUUAUCUCAGCAGGGUCACACAAUUCUGUCUUUGAACGAUCAAAUCGAUACCAUACGCAUGGAGAAGCAAGCACUUUUCAAUAGUGUGGAAGUGAAAGACGCCCUUCUUUUUCAGAAGGAAGAGUUGAUUAAACAAACAGAGAAACGGUUAGAAGGGGAAGGCCAUUACCUACAGCUGAUUUCCAAGCUCCAGAAUGAGUUACAAAGCGCGAUCUCUGAGCGUACGUUGCAGCAGCAGACAACCGAAGAGCAAGAGGCACAGUUGAAGAAGCUUGUUCAAGAAGUGAAACUGUACAAAGACAAAAGCGAGGAAGCAGAGUUGCUUCGAACUCAGUUGUCGGACCAUAUGGAGGUCAUUUCUAACCUUCAUUCUCAGAUCCAAAAUCUCAGGGAUAAUAUAGAAGAAUUAAAUGUCACUUUAACAAAGAAAGAGGACUCCCUUAAAGAGAAAGAUGGUAGUUAUAUGAAAUUAAAGGCUCGGCUUGCUGGAGUUAAGAAUUCUUUAGGACAGCAAAAAAGUCAGGUUGAAAACUUGAUAUCGGAAAACAACCAGUAUAAGGCGGAUCUGUUGGAAAAGGAAGGGGCGUUGAAAAAUUCACUGUUGGUGUACGAAGACCUGAAACAAAAAUUUCAGAAUAAAGAGGAGCAAUGUGAAACCUUAAUACAACAGGCAGCCUCCAUAGAAGAAAUAAAUAGCCGUCAAACUUGUGAGAUAAAUGAAUUAAAAACAUUGAUUAGGGAAACGGAAACCUCUCUUUUAAACAAGGAAGCUUUGAUAAAGUCCCAAUUAGAAGAGAAAAUUGCACUUUUGCAUAGUGUGGAAGAGAAAGACUCCCUUCUUUCUCAGAAGGAAGAGCUGAUUAAACAAACAGAGAAACGGUUAGAAGGGGAAGGCCAUUACCUACAACAGAUUUCCAAGCUCCAGAAUGAGUUACAAAGCGUGAUCUCUGAGCGUACAUUGCAGCAGCAGACAACCGAAGAGCAAGAGGUACAGUUGAAGAAGCUUGUUCAAGAAGUGAAGCUGUACAAAGACAAAAGCGAGGAAGCAGAGUUGCUUCGAACUCAAUUGUCGGACCAUAUGGAGGUCAUUUCUAACCUUCAUUCUCAGAUCCAAAAUCUCAGGGAUAAUAUAGAAGAAUUAAAUGUCACUUUAACAAAGAAAGAGGACUCCCUUAAAGAGAAAGAUGGUAGUUAUAUGAAAUUAAAGGCUCGGCUUGCUGGAGUUAAGAAUUCUUUAGGACAGCAAAAAAGUCAGGUUGAAAACUUGAUAUCGGAAAACAACCAGUAUAAGGCGGAUCUGUUGGAAAAGGAGGGGACGUUGAAAAACUCAUUAUUGGUGUACGAAGACCUGAAACAAAAAUUUCAGAAUAAAGAGGAGCAAUGUGAAACCUUAAUACAACAGGCAGCCUCCAUAGAAGAAAUAAAUAGCCGUCAAACUCGUGAGAUAAAUGAAUUAAAAACAUUGAUUAGGGAAACGGAAACCUCGCUUUUAAAUAAGGAAGCUUUGAUAAAGUCCCAAUUAGAAGAGAAAAUUGCACUUUUGCAUAGUGUGGAAGAGAAAGACGCCCUUCUUUUUCAGAAGGAAGAGCUGAUUAAACAAACAGAGAAGCGGUUAGAAGGGGAAGGCCAUUACCUACAACAGAUUUCCAAGCUCCAGAAUGAGUUACAAAGAGCGAUCUCUGAGCGUACAUUGCAGCAGCAGACAACCGAAGAGCAAGAGGUACAGUUGAAGAAGCUUGUUCAAGAAGUGAAACUGUACAAAGACAAAAGUGAGGAAGCAGAGUUGCUUCGAACUCCGUUGUCUGACCUGAAACUAAAAUUUCAGAAUAAAGAAGAGCAAUGUGAAACCUUAAUACAACAGGCAGCCUCCAUAGAAGAAUUAAAUAGCCGUCAAACUCGUGAGAUAAAUGAAUUAAAAACCUUGAUUAAAGAAAGCGAAACCUCCCUAUUAAAUAAAGAAGUUUUGAUAAAGUCCCAAUUAGAAGAGAAAAGCACAUUGGUUUCCGGUCUCCAGGCUAGAGUGACGGCACUUUCUAAUAAAUUAAAAGAUCUUGAACAGUUGUGUACAGACCAGGACAACACAAUACAAAAUCUGCAAGAAAAGUACGCAACUCUGUACGAACAAAAACGUGCACUCGAACUGUCGCUUGUCAACAAGGAGGAAGAAAUUGCUGAAAUGCAUAAGGUUUCAGAUGAAAAAGAUGCUCGUCUUCAAGCAACCGACCAUAAUGUACAAGCACUUACUAAUGAAAGUAAUCGUCUGAGAGAGGAACUUGACAGAAGUGCCACUAACUUCAAAAAUCUAUCUGAUGCUCUGAAUGAGAACGCAGAUUCAAUGACUCAAAGUCAACAUUCAGUAAAACUUCUAAAGACGGAACUAGAAACGCUGAACACGGAAUACCAGAGGUCUCUAACUCAUCUUCGUGAAUUAACUCAGGAGAAUGAGCAGAAGGAAUUGGAAAUCCUAAAUCUUCAGGAAACCUGCGGCUCUCAAAGCCAACAAAUUGAAAACCUGAAGACUGAGGUAGAGAACUUGAAUUCCUCAUUUUUACAAGUUAAGAGUGAUGCAGCACUACAAAAUGAACAGCUUCAGUUGCAAUGUGAGUCCUUGAAGUGCUCUUUUGAAAAAGAUUUUAAAACUUUACAGGAGGAAAAGGCAUCAUCCUUGUCUAGUCUCCAGAAACAGUUAACGGAAAAGACAGAACUUGUUGAAGAUCUUAAAGAACAAUUUGCCCACCAUGCUCGAGAGUCUGAAGCACAAAUGCACUCUGAAGCCCUUCAACUGAAGAACGAAAAUCAUGAUCUUCGUAAGCAGGUUAGUGGACAUGUUGAAGAGAUCUGUGCUUUGAAAGGGAAAAUAGAAAUUCUAGAUCGCAAUAUUGCUGAACUGCAGCACAAAUCAGAAAGUGUUAACGAGCAAAAUAUCAGUCUAGCAAACAGAAUACAAAGUAAGGAGAAUGCGCUACAGGUUUUGCUUAAAGACCUACAUUUUGUAGAAGAGCAGUUAAGUGUGUUGUGUAGUGAGAGUUUCACAGAAUAUUCUUCCCUUGACGAUCAGUUUGAAUACGAAAGCAAACUAGAGAAGCUUUCGUCAAUGCUUUGUGUAGUUUCAAACUACAAAGCCAGCAUGGCAGAGUUACAGUUAAAACUUGAAGAGAAAGAUCGGGAGAUUGGCGAAAAGUCUCAUUCGCUGCUAGCACUCGGGAAAGAAAGAGACCUUUUGCAAGUUGAUCUUCAAAAGCUGAAAGCAGAAAUAUCAACAAGAGACACUUUAAUGGAAGAAUUAACAGCUCUCAAAGUUGCAAAUAAUCUUCAGCGUUGUGCCUUGCAAGAAAAAGAUGAAAGGUUAGAAAAUUUGAGCAUGCUUAUCACUGAGCUCCAGAAGGAAGUAGCUUUGUCAAAGGAUGAGAUCCAGAAAAAGCACCUGGUGCUAGACAAAGAGAGUCGUAAGGUUCUUGAACUAACUGAGGAUGCCAAGGAAACAGUUUUGCAGGUGCAAACUCUAAAUGUACAGCUAAAUCAACAGAAAGAGCUAAUCACUACCCUCAGUGAGCAGAUGAAGGAAAAGGAUGCAUCUCUUAUGCAGGUGAUGGAAUCUAUGUCUAAUGAAAUGGUUAGGUUUUCAGAGGAGAAAAACAGAUUGCACUUGGAAUGUCAGAAUCUACAGUCUUCUAAUAGUUCGUUUGUAUUAAGAAUAGAGGAGCUGUUGGAGAAUCUGGAAGCUUCUAAAAUUGAACUAGACAUUUCUCAAAAAACACUGGCCAACAAGGAGAAUCUGUUAAGCACCUUAGCAAGUGAGAAAGCAAACCAGUUGGAGAAGUUUAGUAAAGAAAAGGAAAAUCUGAAAAGGAAGCUGCAGGCAGCGCUAGCUGUCAGAAAAGAUUUAAUGCACAAAAUUGAGAAACUGGAAAAGGAUAAAGACGAUGAAAUUUCCAGAGAACAUCAUAAAAAGGUAGAAUUGGAGAAAAUGGUUGAGGAGUUGAAUUGUAAAUUAGAAACCAUGCAGAGUCAAAACUCAGAGCUCCAGUCUUUUGUGCAACUUAAUAAGCAAGAGCUUCAAGAAAGAGAUAUAAAGGUGUGUGAGUUGGGCAGAGUUAUUACUGAAAAGGAAGCUCAACUGGAAGAGCUUCUCAAGAAGGUAUUUGAUUUGCAAGACACCAUCUCUCAGAAAGAAAAUAUGUGUGCAGAAUAUUCAAAAAUAAUUAUUGAGAAAGAACUUUACAUCACUAAAAUCCAAAAUUCCUUGGACCAAAAUCUAAAAAGUUUAGAAAAGGAAAGUCUGGAUGUGCUUGAAGAUCUCAAUUCUCAUCUCGACAUCACAACCAACAGCGUAGACAUCCAUCCAGAAGGGAAAGUUACAUCUGUCACCAAUCUGAUUAAUAAUUCUGCUCAAGUAGAUCAUGUAAACUUGAAUCUGAAAAAUGGUGUGGGUAUUGUUUCCAAAUCUUUAUUUCAAAGCACAGAGUGUGUUGAUGCUACAAAUAAAGAUGAACAUCCAAUUGAUCUGGAAGAUCUUCGUAGCCGUGUUCAGGAAUUCGAACUCUUGAAAGUGGAGUAUGCAGAUUUACAAAAUAUUCACGAAGCUAAAUGCAAAGAGAAUGAACAGAUUACACUACAAAUUCACUCACUACAACUACAAACACAGGAUCUAGAAGAGCAUCUUCUUGAAAACAGAAUGCAGAUGAGCGAGAAAGAACUUAAAUUAGAAGACCAGAGACAGAAACUUGAAGACGUCUCCCAGGAGAUGCAGAAAAUGGAGCAGUAUGAAAAAAUUAUCUUUGAAUUAAAGACAAGUGUACACAAUAAGGAUGACGAGCUUCUCCAUUUAAACUCUCAGUAUGUACAAUUGUUAAAUGAAAGCCGCUUGUUAAAGGAUGAAAUGCAAAAACUGUCUUCUGAGCUAGUAGGAAAACAUGAAGAGAUCUGUGGCAUGAAACGUGUCUUGAGCCAACUGGAUCAAUACAAAGUGGAAAAGGAAACUUUAACAACCGAGAUAACUCAGUUGCAGAAUAAAGUUGAGGCAUCUAGAACAGAAAUUGAAACACUAGAACGAACUGUUGAAAAGUUUAUCUUUGAAAAUGAUGAGUAUUUAGAACUCUGCAGGGUGAAUAAAUGUGAAAUUGAGAAACUGAAGCAAGACCUUGAAUUGUCUAAUAUUGCAUUACUGGAAAAAGGUGAAGAACUUGCAACUUUGAAGGAUUUAUUUGAGACACAGAGAAAACCCUUUGAGGAAGAAAUUAACUUGUUAUGUAGCAAGCUCAAAGACUCUCAAGAGGAAGGCAACCAGCUCCAGAUAUCACUCAGUCAAGCCAGAAAAGAACUAGAAGAAAAUGCAAAAAAUCUUGAAAAAGUUCAUGCUGAGCUACUAUGGCUCAAAACAAACACAACACGUUCCACCAAAGAAGAAGAUAGGUUAACACAGCAGGCAAAUGUUCAAUGGUUAAAUCAGAAAAGUGUCGAUAUUAAUCAAGGGUUGCCUGAAAUUAGAGCAGAAAAUAUCCAGAGUGGAGAUGAUCAUAAUAAAACUGUGUGUGACGCUUGUUCCAGAAAACAAGUUUUGAUUGAAGAACUUGAAAGCAAAAUUCUGCAAAUUACCAAAGAAAGGGCUAGUUUGAUUGAAAAACAAGACAAGAAAUUUGCUGAAGAAUGUAGUGCCAAGGAUCAGGUCCAAAGAAAGUUGCAGGCAGCAUUAAUAUCGCGUAAAGAUUUACUCAAAGAAAACAAAUCCCUGAAAGAGAAAAUAAAUUCCUUAAAUUUAGAAGUGGAUGAACUUAAACGGUCAGUUGCUGGCGUAUGUGAAAACAAUACCUCUGAAUUCUCUGCACUCUCUCAGAAAUAUCAAGAACUGGUUUCUGAGAAUGAUAGACUUUUAUUGGUCAACGAGAAUCUCUCAGCAGCUUGCGAAAGCCUCAAGUCUACCAUGGAAACUAUUGUCCAGGAGAAAGAAGCCUUUUCAUUCCAACUCAACUCUCUGAAGGAUUCUCAGACUGUAGAGUUGUCCGGAUGGAAGGCGAAGCAUGGAGAAUUAAAUAAAGAAUAUGAAUCUCUUCUACAAGCAUAUGAGAACAUUAGUGAUGAAAUUGGUAAAAUGAGGCAAGUGAUAGAAAUGAUAAAGAAAGAAAAACACGAAGUUCUUCACAGAUUUCAUUCAGUGCAGGCAGAAAAUCACGAGUUAGAAAAACAAAUUCAUGAGACCAAUGAAGAGACUGACAAUUUAAGAGCAAAAUUGAAAGCUAGGGAAACUGAGCUGCAGCAUUUGCAAAUGGAGGUAGAUGGGCAGGUGGAUCUAUUAAAAUCUGGACUAGAGCAUAAACUGGAGGAACUCUCUCUUCAGAAUCAACAGUUAAUGGAGAAAAAUAAAGAACUUCAAGACAAUUUUGAAAGUGUAAAAUUGUGUUUAGAAAAUAAAGAAAGAGAAACCCAGAACCUCUUUGUUAAGGAAACCGAACUGGAUAAUUUGCAUAUGGAGCUAGACACGUACAAAGCUGAUAUGGAGUUUAAAAUGUCUGAACUGUUUUCUGAAAAAGACACAUUGAAUAGCAAGAUUUCAGAGUUAAGCAGAGAAAUUCUGGAGAAAGAGCAAAGUUUGGCCAAUAUUUCUAAAGAGAAAUCUGAAUUGCUGGAGAAACUGAGCAACACAGAAGUCUCCAUGACUGAGGAAAAGAGCAUUCUUCUAAAAUUAGAGAGGGACAUCGAUAGUCUUCAUCUAGAAAAGUUGAACCUCAAUGAAAAAGUAAAAAUCUUGGAAGAUGAUAAGGCCCUUCUGCAAGAAGAGAUUGAAAAUAUCCAGGAACAGUUUGACAAGAUCAAAAACGAGCGGGAAAUUUUGGAGACUGAAUUGCUUAAAUCCCGAAAUAAUAACAGUCACUUGUCAGAGAAAUUCAAGUCGCUACAGGCGCAAACAAAUGUUCUUAGUCAACAGGUCGAGUUUCUAAGAGCAGAGAAAAACAACAUAAUGAGAGUUAAGGAAGAACAUCAAUUGCAGCUUCUUAGAGAACUUGAAGAAAGAGUAAAAGUUGCUCAGGAUGACAAUAGGGGGACAAAAAGCAAAUCCAAAGAGUUGCAAGAACUGCUACGAGAGAAACAACAAGAAAUUAAUCAGCUGCAAAAGGACUCUAUAAUUUUUCAAGAACUGAUAUUCGAUCUGGAGGAAUCCUUGAAGGAAUCCAACAGUUGCCUUGAAGAUCUAAAGAAAGAACUUGCCAAUACAGAGACAAAACUAACCACUGCAAGUAAAGAUGCGUUGUCUUUCAGAGAGGAACUCUCGGUGAAGGAGCAUUUGUUGCAAAGUGCAAUGGAUCAGAUUGAAUCCCUUACUGAACAGCUUAGCCGUUUUAGCCCUGCACUUGGAAAGAGUGAAAUGGGUAGAGAAGUGGCUGAAUUAUCUGUUACAGCCAACGGUGAUCAAAGUGAAUCACUUGCUAUGAAAGAAAGAUCUAACAUACAUAGGGAUUUUGGUGAGAAUAGAUUAUCCAUUAAAAACAUUCAUUCAAACGACUUAAAUAAUGUCAGCAAAAGUAAUGGCCUUUUAAAGAAUGUGCUUCAGGAAGGUGGGGAGGUGCUUCUGCACAACCAGAUGGCUAGUCUGUUAAUUGGGAACGUCGAUGAUGUAGAGAAUGAGUUGAAAACAAUCCAGACAAAAUUGAUGCAGAGAGAGGAAGAAAUGGAAAAAGUUAUUUCUGAGCAGGAUAGACUGAAGGCUAGUUUAGAAAAGCAGCUUGCCAUUUCUAGGCACAUGAAAGAGAUUAUAGACAACAAAGAUGCAGAAAUUUCAGUGUUGCUUUUCUCCAAAGAUGGUGAACUGUCCAAUUACUUAUCACAAGUACAAAGUCAGCACAGGAAGCAGGUAGAAGAUUACGAGCUUCGGCUGAGCUCCUUCCAGGUAGAGAAGGAAAAGGCAAAUAAAGAAUACAAGAUGGUAGAUAGAGAAUUGAAAAGGCUCCAAGGAGAAUAUGAAAAGGCUAUACAGGACAAGACUUUGAUUUCUAAUGAAAUUGAGGCCUUUAGAAAAUCUAUGUCUUCACUUCAAACCGAUCGAGACCUGCUGUGCUCGGAAUUAAAGGAUAUGCAUCAUCACCACGAGAUUCUACUUAACCAGAAAGAUGGCAUGAUUAUUUCCACAGCUAGCGAAAACAAUUCCCUGAAACAAGAGCUCAGGAUGGCGCUUAAUCAAUUAGAUGACCUUAAUGCAGAAAAUGCCAUGUUGGGAGCACAGCUGGUCAGGUACAGGGAGGAUCUGAACCAAGUAUUGUCCAUGAAAGACCAUCAACUAAAAGAAAUAUUGAGACAAAAACUCGACCACAUCAAAAACUUAGAGCAAGAAAUCUACGACCUCCAGAAGCAGAGCAGAGAGAUGCAAAGUAACAAUUCAUUGCUUAAGCAGGCGGCCGACACAUUGGACGCGGAAAACCAGAAGUUAAAAUCUAAAGUAAGAGAUCAGGAAACACUCAUUGCUGCAAUAAACAAAGAGAAAAUUUUUGUAGAAUCCAAAGAAAACCUCAGCUCUAUUCUGCGGGAUGAACAAUCUAGGAACAAUAUUUUACAGCUACAGAACGGAUCCAGUAGUCAGGCUGGGGUAAAGCAAAAUGUAUAUUACAAGGACAUCAAUGAAACGAACUCUGGCCAUUCGGAGACAGAAGGAGAAAUGUCUGAUAGAUCUUCUGAAGACAUUUACAAAGAAAACAAAGAACUUAAAUCUCAGAAUGAAUCAUUUGGAAAGGCAAUGGCUGCGCUACAGAAUAACAGAGACUCUUUGAUUGAAGACUUUAAAGUACUGCAGUGGAGAUACGCCGGCGAGCUGAAAGCAGAAAAGAUACGAGGAGAUGACCUUGAAAGACAGCUGGGCGACUUUAAAUCCCAUCUUUACAGUAUACUGAAAAAGAACUCCCUCCUCGACGAGACUCUUCUUGCCAAUGAAAGCAAAGUGACUUGCGACCAGCUGACAGAUGAAAUAGAGUCUGUCUGUAAUAGACUAGCAAGCAUGGGUUUGGAGGUCAACAGACUUUCCUCUGAGUGUACAAGUUAUACUCAGCAGAUUGAUGCCUUUUCAAAAUCCAUGGCAAGCCUCCAGCAUGACAGAGAGAGAUUACUCCAUCAGCUCCAGGUAGGAGCCAUAGUCCGGGAUGUUAAACAAGGUACAGCUUCCACUAAAGUGCCUUCAAAUGUACAGGAGACAGAAUACUUGACUAUGGAUUUGUCCCGUUCCCAAACUGAUACAGUGACACAGGUAAGGAUCACUGUUAGAUGUUGAUUCUCCCCUAACACCCUCGGCCAUGCUGCUCAGAUUGUGGUAAAGAGUAUAUCUAGAGAUGUUAGAAUGCGUAUGUAAAAGUUAUGAGGCCUGCCUAUUUCUUUACUUUUAUAUCUUAAGAAAGUCUGUAUUUUAUAAAAGAGGGCUUCCAUUUGUUCUAAUCUAAGCAUUUUCUGGUCACUGAUCCAAGAUUUAAAUCCUAUCUGUAUUGGAUUUAGCUCAAGUCACUGAGCAAUCCGACAAAAGAAGCUUGUUUUUCAAUAGGAUAGGUUGGGAACCUUUCCUGUCUUCUCUCCCUGAAUCUCUUAAUACCCACUUUUCUGAAAUGUACUGUUUCACAACUUUUACAUAUGCAUUCAGACGUGUGUCAGAAUGCUGCUUAAUAUAAAAACUACUUCCUUAUUAAGUUGCUUAUAUCCUUGCAUGUGAAACUUUUCCCUUGGCUUUGCAUGCAUGGAUGUUCUGUCAUAUUCUUUCCCUAUUUGUUUAGCCUGUUCUUCUUUGGGCUGCGUGUUCUAUUGGUGUAAACAUAGACGUUAAAUGCUACCUGACGGUCCAGUUUUUAUGGUGAAUGCUGUAAGAUGUAUGUCUGUUGUACCUGUUUGUAUUAUUAGAACUCAAAGUAUUUUGUGCAUAUGCACGUCUCUGUGCUGUCCGUUGUAAUGUAAAUUAAUUUACAGUGACUUUUUAUUACCUUUUGCUUUCAGGUAACAGACUCUGUCAGCAACUUGACAAGUGAAUUAUCAAAGUCAAGACCAAAGAUGGAAGAGUUGGCGAGAUUACUGCAAGAAGCAAAUAUUUUACAGGAAAAAGCAGAGCGAGAGAUUACUUCCUACCAGUAUGAACUAGCAGAGUUAAGGUAAAAAAAAAAAAAAUACCUGCUUCACCCUCACCAUGUAUGUGUAACAGCUCCCAAGACAUCUUUGUCAAUGAGGUUUUUUUUUUUUGCAUUUGUGCAGCAAGCAUGAUGUCGAAUUAGGAGGUAGUUUAGCAAAAUUGUAAGUAAAAAAAAAAAAAAUCUGAGAAUUUACUUGGUUUUACGGUUAUUGUACAACCUAAUUUCCAAGGUGAAAAGGCUUCCCUUUAGCAGUUCAAGGAACUCCAGUAUCUAACACAGAGGAUCAACCUCUCCGCUUUACAUAUUAUUUAUAAAGUGCCAACACAUUCUGCAGCGAGUUGGACACACAGGAACAGAGGGGUUGAGAGCCCUGCUCAAUGAGCUUACAUGCUAGAGGGAAUAAAGUAUAGUGACACAAACGGUAAGGGUAGGGGUAGAAAUGUAGGUUGUGAGGAUAGUGUUCACUGAGUGCUUAGUGUUUUUUGUUUUGAUGACCGUUGCAGGAUAUGAAUCCGGAUGUGAGGAGGUAAAGCUGUUCAGUUUAAUUGAAAUGAUUUCCUGAAGAUGUAAGUUUUCAAAGAUUUAUUGAAGGAUUGGAGACUGGGUGAAAGUCUAAUGCCUCGUUUCCACUGAGCGGAUCAGUUCGGUACGGUACGCUAUUUUGAGUGUUUCCAUUAUGAAAGUGGGCCAUACAACCGAACCGUACCAUUCAGGGUCCUGCUUCAGAUAAAGGGCCAUAGGAAAUGGUACGGUACAGUUAGGGCGGAGCUACUAUACAAUCCAUUGAUUGGAUGACACACUAGGCAUUUUUUCUAAACCCUGCAUGACCUCUGAAGGUCUGACUUGCAGUGGAAACACUCACCUGAAUAGGCUAGACCAUUCUAAACCUUCCAAACUGUACCGACCCGAACUGAUCCGCUCAGUGGAAACGAGGCAUAACAGAGAGGGGAAUGGUGUUCCAUAGGAAUGAUACAGCCCUAGAGAAGUCUUUACGGUGAACAUCAGAGGUAGGAGUACGGACAGAGGAUAGACAUGGUCUUGGGCAGAGCAUAGUGGUCUAGAUGGGGGAAAUAUUUGUGUUUUAGUGAGGAUAGUUGGGUUGGAGAGGCUUGUGUAGAGUUUUGUAAGCAAGUACCAGGAUCACCUAAAUAGUGUUUUUAACACUAUAGGUCUUCCUGACCCUAUAGUGUUCCUUUAAUGCCCUUUUCCAAGAGCAGUUCUUGAUUACUAAUGGGUGUUUCUGUUUAACGUUGACUUAUUUUUAUUGCUUACAAACAUUUGCGCCAAAUAGGUUGUUCUCAUGGUAUAACUGAGGCUGAAGACUUUGUUAAAGUUAGUUACCUUUAUUAGCUAAACCUCAAAUUAAACACAAAUGGCAAAAUUUAGGUAAAUAUAACCAAUUUGUGAUUAGAACUGAAUUAGAGAAUUUUGCCAUUCAGAUUUAAUUCACUGAGGUUACCAAAUAACACUCAUAUCAUCUUGUAAAAAAGAUUCCUGUGUUCAUUUAAUCAGAAUCUCUACCAUCAAACAAAUUAAAUAGACUAGAACAUGACUAUGGUAUGCUGAAAAUCAUCAUUUAAAAAAUAUUUUUAUAAAUGAUUUUACUAAAUUAUGUUUUGUUUAUAAAGAGCAUUCAGAUCCUUUUUUAAAGGUCAGCUUUUUGUGUUUAACAACCAAAAAUAAGAGGAUAAAAAAGGUGCUCACAAAUAUUUAACAUUAUAAAAAUUAGAUUUAUAUCCCUUCAAAAAGUGCAAAAUAUUUUGUGCAGAUGAUCAAAUUGCAAGAAUAACAGUGUAACCUUCUAUCUAUUUAAAGUGCAAGUCAAUAGUAAAUAGCAAUCAGUGUGUGCUUAUUGUGACAAAAUUGCAGCAGCCAAAAAAGAAUCUAAGUAAAGAUCCCCCGUGCAUAAGCCAACCCAAAAUGUUGGUGCGCAAAACAAAAAUAUACAAACUUGAUAUUUCUAUAAUGUGUUUUAAAGGUUCAACAAUUAUAAAGACAAAAAUCUAGUACAGAGCAUCUACGCACUUUAAAAACAUUAUUCAGAUAAAAAUCUUAUGGUAUCAAACUCUGCAUUUGAGUGGAUUGUGUGUCACUCUCACUUUAAGAGCCCGGGAGGGAUCAAGCUCCUUGAGUUCGGUGGAUCCACCAGACAUAAACCGGACUGCAGACCGAGACUGUCAGUAUUUGUGAGCCUUUAUUAUUUCUAAAGUAGAGUUAAAACCAGGGCCGGACUGGGGAAAAAAUUAGGCCCGGGCAUUUUUCAAUCAGAGCGGCCCCCUAAGAAGGGGGCGGGGCCAGAAAGUGUGUGUUUUGUCAUCACUAAUGACAACAUGCCCCCUCUCAAAGUGAGCAUGUUGGUUCAAUGCGCAGAGCCCUGCUAAAGAGCUCUGGCACUAGAAAAAGGCCCUGAAUUUAUUCUGCGCAGCGCAAGCAAAUUUAAUAACAUGCUUGCGCUGUGUUUGCUUUUAAAUUGUCUCUGGUGUCUCCACAAGUGGGAUACCAGAGGACAAAAGGGCCAGGAAAGUGCAUGGUGCAUAUGUUUGGAGCCUGCUUGUGGGAUUGCGUGUGUGUAUUGUGGUAUUGUAUAAAUAGGUCAAUUUAAUUUGUGUUUGUGGUGUAAUAUGUGUGGCUAGGGGCUGUAGAGAGUGUGGGAUGCAGCGAGAGAGUGCAUACGGGCUGAAGUGUAUGUGUAUAGGUGACGUAGUGUGUGUAGGGGUUACAGAGAGGGUGUGUUUAGAGAAUGUUGUAUGUGUUUGCUGACAAGGAAUGUAGUGUGUGUGUGUGUAGGAGAUCUACUGUGUAAAGGACCCAGUGUGUGUGUGUGUGUGUGUGUAGAGGAUUAAGAGUGCAUAUAGGGUAAGGGAUCUAGUGUUAUCUGGAGCGUAAUGUGUGUAGUGGUGCAGUGUGAGGGGUGCUGUAGUGUGUGUGUGUGUGUGUGUGUAUGUAUAUAUAUAUAUAUAUAUAUAUAUAUAUAUAUUUGGACUUAUUGUAUGUGUGAGGGGCGCAGUGUGUGUAUGUAAGAGGGGUGCUGUGUGUGAGGGUGUUUUUAUCUGCUGUCACAUUCUAGGUUUCUAAUUUUCUUUGUCUGUUAACUCACUGAGGGUUAUUUUAUAUAUAUAUAUAUAUAUAUAUAUAUAUAUGUGUGUGCUGUAUAUGUGUGGGAGUGUGCUGUGUGUCUGAGUGAGGGUGCAGUGUGUGUCUGGGGGUGCAGUGUGAGUGAGGGUGCAGUGUGUGUCUGGGGGUGCAGUGUGAGUGAGGGUGCUGUGUGUGUCUGGGGGUGCAGUGUGAGUUUGGGUGCUGUGUCUGGGGGUGCUGUGUGUGUGUCGGGUGCGCUGUGUGUGUUUGGGGGUGCUGUGUGUGUCUGGGUGCUGUGUGUGUCUGGGUGCGCUGUGUGUCUCUGGGGGCACUGUGUGUGUGUGAGUGUGAAUGUAUUUAUUUAAAUUUAAAUAUUUAUUUUAUUAAUAAAAAAAAAUAUAUAUAUAUUAUAUCCCCCCCCCAGGGGUGCUGUGUGUGUCUGUCUGGGUGCUGUGUGUGUCUGUCUGGGUGCUGUGUGUGUCUGGGUGCACUGUGUGUGUCUGGGGGUGCUGUGUGUGUCUGGGUGGGCUGUGUGUGUCUGGGUAGGCUGUGUGUGUCUGGGGGUGCUGUGUGUGUCUGGGGGUGCUGUGUGUGUCUGGGUACUGUGUGUGUCUGGGGGUGCUGUGUGUGUCUGGGUGCUGUGUGGGGGUGCUGUGUAUGUCUGGGGGUGAUGUGUGUGUCUGGGGGUGCUGUGUGUGUGUCUGGGUGCUGUGUGUGUGUCUGGGGGUGAUGUGUGUGUGUCUGGGUGCUGUGUGUGUGUCUGGGGGUGCUGUGUGUGUGUCUAGGUGCUGUGUGUCUGUGUGCUGUGUCUGGGUGCUGUGUGUGUCUGGGGUGCUGUGUGUCUGGGGGUUGCUGUGUGUGUCUGGGUGCUGUGUGUCUGGGUGCUGUGUGUGUCUGGGGGUGCUGUGUGUGUGUCUGGGGGUGCUGUGUGUGUCUGGGUGCUGUGUAUGGGUGCUGUGUGUGUCUGGGGGUGCUGUGUGUGUCUAGGGGGUGCUGUGUGUGUGUGUCUGGGGGUGCUGUGUGUGUGUCUGGGGGUGCUGUGUAUAGGGGAUUCUGUGUGUGUCUGGGGUUGCUGUGUAUGGGGGUGCUGUGUGUGUGUCUGGGUGCUUUGUGUAUGGGGUGCUGUGUAUAGGGGUGCUGUGUGUGUGUCUGGGUGCUGUGUAUAGGGGUGCUGUGUGUGUCUGGGUGCUGUGUGUGUCUGGGGGUGCUGUGUGUGUCUGGGUGCUGUGUGUGUCUGGGUGCUGUGUAUAGGGGUGCUGUGUGUGUCUGGGGGUGUGUGUGAGAGUGUGAAUGUAUGUUUUAUUUAAAUUUAAAUAUUUAUUUUAUUAAUAAAAAAUAUAUAUAUCCCCCCCCCCCCUUCUUACCUUUAUCCUGGGAGGGGGGGGGAAGAGAUCCGUUUUGCCAGGGGUGCCUUGAGGGGAGCCAUGCUGCCUUCCCUGGUGGUCCAGUGGUGAGAGUGAACUCUAACCUGCAGGUUAAAGUUCACUCUCGCGAGAUCUGAGCGUUGCCGCGGCAACGCUCAGAAUCCCGCGAGAGGACCCGGCGGAGCUGCUGGUUAGAGCUCCGCCGGUCCUCUCUCCUCCCUGCCUCCCUCCCUCUCCCAGCCGGCGGCCGCAUCUCCCUGUCUGUGGGCCGGUGAGGGAGAUCUUUGAUCUCCCCACCGGCCCAUGGAUUCACACAGCAGGGCCGGCGCUCGGGUAGCGCUGACCCUGCAGGGGCCGGCCGGGGAGAUCCCCUGCCGGCCUCGGCCCCACGGCCAUCGCGGCCCACCGGGCAUUUGCCCGGUAUGCCCGAUGGCCAGUCCGGGCCUGGUUAAAACCAUUUAAAACAAAUAUUAAAAUAAUAGUAAAGCUCUUUGUAACUAGUCGCUCAGCGGCUCUUCCUUGCUCAGUCUUGUCUCCCCUCACACGCACUUCUCUCCGCCUCCGUAGCGUUUGAGAAAGCUCCGGGGGGGCGGAGAGAAUCGGAGGUUUUUAAUACUAUAGUUUAUAAUUAUUGCUGGUGCUGCAGAUCAUGUUGAUUGGGCUGGUAUCCCCUCCACAUAUUGAGUGGCAUACAGGGUUAGUACUAUUUAGGGCUAAACAUUAGAAACAUCAAUACAUAUCAUGUGGUUUGGAUUAACUUAUUUUUAUUAUAUGCUGAAAAUAUUUAACUUGUUUUUGCAAGAUCCGAGAAGAAUCUUCUUGCAAAAGAAGCCCAAGUACUUCGCCAGCAAUUCACUGUGAGCCUUGCAGACAGAGACCGUCAAAUUGCAGAACUGCGCAAAACCUUAAAUGAAACAUUGCCUUUAGAUAGGUCUCAUGGGGCAAAGGUAAGAGGGCACGGAGAGUAUCUUAUAUUCUCCAAACAGACAUGUAGGUUUUUUUUUCCUUAACUUCAGCAUGACAAAUAAUUUAAAGUGGCCAGGCCAAGCAUCUUCUACGUACUUUACAUCAUUAUGUGGUAAUGCGGUAUAAGCUUUCCGGUAGGGUUUUGGUCAAUAAAAAAUAAGAACAAUUGGAACUGUUGUGGAGCUGUGCUGCGGGAAAGUCUAUUGUUUUAUCAUACGUCUUACUCUGUUCCCGUGGUGUGUUUAAGCAUCUCCAACCCAUACCUUUGAUGGCACACCUCUGUAUGCUAUUUUACACUUCAAACCGUUUGCCCAUAGCACCAUUCCGUACAGACAGCAUUAGUUAAUCAGUACUGCUAGCCAAGACUCAUUCGGCAGGAAGUUCAUUUGCUUUGGUUUUCGCAAGAGGUUUUAUUUUCUUCUUACUUUGAUAAGAGGGCUAGGAAACUCAAUAUUUCCUGUAAAUUCUUUAAUUAUCCUAAAAGUAGAAUGCACUCCACUCUGUUGCAUCUUUCAAACUGCUUAUGAAUUAAUAUAGUCUAUAAUUAUGCUUGGCUCCCCCUCCCCCCCUCUUCUCUCCCACUAAAGUCUGCAGACAUAGAUAUUCAGUAACACAGCUCCGCGUUCUCAUCCCGCCAGUGAUUAGCGAUUAAUCCACGAUCAAAAAGGUAGAAUUUCUAUUCGUUACCAAUAAAGAAAUACUGUAACAUGUAUGUAUCUUUUUAGCAGAAUUUGGAGAGAAUUACCGUAUUGGGAAGUGCAACUGCAACAGAAAAAGGGAGUACGCUAUCAAAUGAUCAGGGACCACAAAAGAAUGACUAUCAGCAGUACCUGCAAAGUAUACAACAGAAGGAUCGACUCAUACAGGAGUUAAACGCUAAAGUAAGUGAUUUACAUGUAGAACAGAUUAAAUUCUUCAUUGUUAAAGCAAAUAGAGGGGGGGGAAAGAUAUGCUGUAGCUGCUGUUUAAUUUCAACACAAUGAAUAUUUACUUUACACAAAAUGUAUUAAAAAAUGUGUCCAUGCUCCCAAGAAUAAUACUAUUUUAUUACAGAUAUUUCAUUAGUAGAUUUGUUUAAAAAGUCCAAACAUUUUUUUCAGUGUUGUACAUUGAGUACUUUAAUUUUAACUAGACAAACUGGUACCAAAUCAAACGAGAGCCUUCACUGUGAACCUAAAAGCUUACUUUUAUAUUUGUUCGGAAGCUCACGAGCCGUCUGGCCACGUACUUUUAUACAAACUAAAAGAAGGCAAAUUAUGCGAAAUCUGUAUCACUUUGUGCUCUCUCUCUCUCUACGUCCUUUCAGCUUGGGCAUUUACUUUGCUGCUACGUUCGCUCCACCAGUGAAGUCUAUUAUGAACAUAAUGUUUUUUCAUUGCACAUUAUUCAGGGAUUAGCAGGCCCAUAGUAAUUUACUUACUUUAUUUGUGAUCCAGCGUUACAGCAGUGUAAUUUCAGUAUGUAUCUGAAAAGUAUAUAAUAAAAAGACUGCAAGUUCACAUUAUUACAUUAGCCUGUGACAAAGAAAUAAUUAUUGCAGUCACGUUACAAAACCAUGUCUUUUGAGAAGGUUUUGUAACUUUUCCACUUGACCUGUAAAACAUUUUUUUUGGAUGCGAAGUCUGUACAUUUAUUACUUUUUCUUUUUUUCUCCCAGGCGGUGGAAGCAGUACAGAUGAACACUGUGCUGUCAGCUCAGCUAAAGACUGUGUCACAAGGUCUGAGAGAUACCCAGAUGAGAUAUAGUGACCUGCAGAACCAGCACUACAAGCUUCAGAGAGACCUUCAGAGUGUGCGGGUUACUAACCAGGUGCGGUCAUAUAUAAUAAAUUAUAUAGAUGUUCCGAGGAAAAGCCCUAAUACGUUGGCAUUAAACAAUAUAUAUGUAUUUUAAAGUGUAAAUAAUCUGGUAUACAAGGGUAGAGGCGGAUUAAUCAGCCUCAACCAAUUAAUGAUAAUGUACGGAUGGUAUAAUUUGUCUAUAGUGGAAGUUGAUUGCUGUCAAUACUUUGUCUAUGGUAUGAUUUGUAAUAGCAGAGAUGCUUUUAUUAAACUCAGCACUUUGUUCGCAAAGAUGAAUUGAUGUAAUUGUGAGGUUUUUGUGUUUUGUAUUUCUUUUGCUGUGUCAAUGAGAAAUGUCUGCUCCUAUGGUGGCACCUCAGGGCAGUGUAGUUAGGGAGAUAAACUCAUUAGAACCAUCAUCUAUGACACCUCAAAACAUCUUGCUUUGUCAGGGACCACGUCCAUCUUCAAAACGGAGUCUGUGAAAGAUUUCUCAAGCUCACAGGUUCUUGCAUUGCACAAUAGGAGGUCAUAAGCAUUUAUUGCACAUCAAAGGUAAAGAUGUAUGUUCCCAUCAACUGGUCUCUUGUCAGGUGACUGCGGGUAAUGGACAGGGCAGCAAUUGGGCUGCAAAAAGUCACUGGGACUGCAUGCUAGACUGUGCAGGUUGACUUGCCAGCUGGAUUCAGCUCUACAACUAUUAAAAUGACCAGCACCAAAGACUAGGGAAGUCAGAAAUGAUACGAGUGAGAUAGCUGUACAUUUGCUAGAUUGCUUAAAUGCAUGGUCUCUUUUCGAUUACAGUUAGGAAACUCCUCUUUCACUGUGUAACAUGUAGAUCCAUAUCUCGUGGUAAUGAAUGAAGUACAGCUCAUCAUUCUAACUGAAGCUUUUGAUUCCACGUUGACAUUGACAAAUUUGUAACAAAAAGCUAUUGAUUUUUCAAGCACAUUUUCCCUGUUGUCUCUUGUAUUUCUAAAUGAUAAACUGUGUCUUACAGAAUGACUCGCGAGCAGCGGUUCCCUCCGAUGCCCCCCAGGAGGGAGCAAAUCUUCCUGCGCAAAUGGAUAAUCCUGAACUGGCUGACCUGCAGAGAAGGUUUGUUAAUUGUCAUGCUGGCCCCUACAGGGGGAUUGUCCCUCUAUAUUAUGAAAUCAGACGCAAUCUUUUAUCAAUGAGAAAAUACUUCCUUUAAAUAGAAAAACUAAAACCUCCUGCUAUGUCUUUCAGUGAUCAGAAUUGUAUUUAAACUGCAGUGCGUAGGGCAGGAGGGACUAUUUCUAGAUUAUUAAUGCCAUCGCUUGGCCAGUUUAUCAUGUUGUGUGCCUUAUCUGAAGUUGUGCCUGUUAUUGUAUUUUUUGUUGUUUCUAUCCUUUGUUUUUGUAGAACUAUAUUUAUUUGCCGCUUACAUAUCAUUUAUCUCUUCCCAUUUGUGUUUUCAUUUUAAAUGCCAGAUGUGGUCAGGGCACGGCCCUGAAUGUGAAUUCUCGCUAAGCAAAGGAUUUAUAAGAUUGCAGAAUUCAAGCCAGGUUUUAAACCUAUGCUGUUUUUCUGCCACUGAUAGAAUAUAUAUAUAUAUAUAUAUAUAUAUAUAUAUAUAUAUAUAUAUAUAUAUAUAUGAUUUACGUUGACAUGAAUUACAUUUACAUUUCUGGUACGUUAUCUGGCACAAUCCGAUACUUAGUAUACAUGGUAGAUAACAUGGGUUUUGUAUAUUACGUGCAUAUUUAUAUAUUGCUUGGUAGUCGAAGACUUAUACACAAGGCCCGCAAGCGGGCGCAUUAGUCCCAUCUGUAUGGUUUUUGAUACUGAGUAUUAUCAUGUCAACUUUGUUUUUUGUUUUGGUUUUUUAAAUAAGAAAAAACACAUAUUCUUUUAAAAGCUUCAAUUCCUCUGCCACUUCUUUGCAUUUUGGGGGAUAUGUCUCAAAGUGUUCUGAAAAAUGACGGUUCCAUUCUUUUGUUAUUUUGAACGCAUUUAUUUAUUUUUAAAAAAUGUUUCUGUAAUAGUAAAUUCCUGCAGUUUUCUCAGAAAAUUAAAUUUCUGAAAACUCCCAAAGACAGGAAGAAAAUAAAUCUUUGCUGUUGGGGAAAACAAAAAGUGGUGGGAAGAACUGAUAAAUCCGUAGUCAAAAAACUGGUGUAUUUUAAAAAUGACAAGGCUCAGAAAAGCAAAGUUACAUUAAAGAAAGUAGAGGGUGGUUUGUUUUGUGGAGGUUUUUUUUUUUUUUUUAUUUAAACAUUUAUUUUUUUUAUUAAUUAUCCAUAUAACCGUUUUUAUAUUGUUGUAUAAUAGAAAGGUUUCCAUUUUAGACCAAAAUAAGCCAAACUGAAAGCAUAGCUGAUUUGGAGCUUUUUCCACAUUCAUUUUGCAUUCCUGACUAUUUAGUAGAUAAACUGGUAUGUCAUGAGGAUGACUCCACCAGAAUACAAAGGAGGAUAGCCUUUCUAAUAGAGAGUUACAUUAGUCAGUUUAUAGCAUGUGCCAAACAGUGAAUCCAGAUCCUUUAACACUGUACUGGUAUUUCCAUUAAAUUAUAACUCAAAUCUGAGAUUACUAAUGUAUACAAAAUACAAUUCAAAAAUAAAGUGGUGUAGGUGCCCUUAGAGUUCCUUUAUCUCAAUUUCUGACAGCCACUGGAGUAGCUUCCACAAGAUAGUGGGAUAAAAUGCCACAAUUUCAUUCAGAUGGUCUCAGAUCAGCAUUUUCCCGUAUGUGUGUGUGCACUCUCAUCCCAAUGCUUUUAUAUGGACGGAGCUUCCUCUAGGAGAUCGGUGCUACCUGGGAUCGAUGUUGAAUAAAAUCACCUUUUUAACCCAGUCAUAUAAAACAAUGGCAAGGUAAUGCUAGCACUGGGAAUGCACAUUUGUAUUUGUAACACUAUAGAGUUCCUUUAAUGUGGUACAGAGUUCACAUGUUGCUUUGAUUGUUUUGUGACACAGGCUCGCCAACACGGAGCUUCUUUAUGAAUCUACCCAGCGAGAGCUGUCUCACCUGUCCGAGAGAUUAUUGGAGGAGAAGACCCUGAGGGAAGCGGCAGAAGAGGCCUUGACCCUGGCCGAGCAACAGUGUGAAAGGUCCAGUAGUAAUCGAAUACUAAGUGCAGGAAGAAAAUAGAGGAAUGAAAAGGGCCUACUGCUUGCUCAUUUGCAUAUAUACAAAUCCUUGACUUUUUUGCAUAUUUAAUAUAGCCUUAUGUUUAUCCUAAGAAUUGUAAUAGUUUAUUUAAUUAUAGCCUAAUCUGCAGCACUGUUGUUCCUGUGUCUACCACCCAGUGUGUAAAACCAAUGCUUCGAAUAUUUUGGAGAUACUUUGUUUAUUUUAGUAGCAUGUGAACACUGCAUAUAAUUAGCAGUAACAACAUCCCCAUUCAGUGUUAACUGUUGCAUUUAUAAUGAAGCAGAUGAUUUUUAAUGUAUUAUCAUUACACAACUUCAUAUAGAAACUAGACCUGUAGAUCUCUUUGAAUUAUGUAAAUUCACAUUCUUUGAGAUGAAAUGUCCUAUCUGUUCCACUAGAACAUCUGGCAAAAACAGAGUUCUCAAAGUUUCUAUUCAAUGUCUUUGUUUCAGGCUAGAUGGGAAGACAUCUUCCAGAGAUUUUGAUUUCUCAAUCCAGAUGGAUUCUGAUGACGAGCGAGAAGCCUUAAUCAUUGAUCCGACUCAGAAUAUAGUGCUACGCAAGGUUAGUAUCAAAAUGUAGCAUUAGAUCCCAGCACCAUAACUACUACAUAUUAAUUUAUUUUUGUGUCACCGUUUUCAAGUGGUUUGACAUGAACUGGGUCCCUAAAAAAAAAAAAAAAAACUCCUCCAGUUCAGCCAUCAUAAUAUGGAAGCAUCACCCUGAACUUGAGAGACCCAGGAGUGAUCACCAGUCAGCCUCCAGGCGUCUUGUGGGUGUGUUCACUGUAUUUCCUGGUUGAAACGGUCCUGGUGUCUGGCCCUGUCCCACUCCUAGAGCUGAAUGUGCCAUGGUGUAGCUGUGGUGGCUUUGGACAAGUGUCUCCUUGGGGUGCGGAAGCGGUGUAGGGCAACUGAGCCCAUAAGUGGCCGCAGCCUGCAGAAAACUAACAACUUCCUUAGGUCCUUUUGUUUGUGUGAUUUCCACCGGGACGUGUGUUGGUGCUGCAGUCUCCCAACUUAGCAGCCGUGCCCAGAAAGCCUUGCCUAUAAGGUUAAAGGCCUUUAAAGAGUCCUCUAGGGGUCUUAGGUGAUGUUGAGCCAUGAGCUGCAGGUCUAGAGUGAAGCUGGUGAGUCUUGAAAUAGCUGAUUAGGUAGGUAUAAGUCGAGGAGUGACUGAUAAUGUAGCCUGAGCAGCACUCAGAUAAGGCUCGUAGGCACGCAGUCUCAAUAGACCUGGAAAACCGCGGUAAUUCCAGACAAGACUGUGCACCCAGUAGUAGCAACCUUCACUCAGUGUAGGUGACACAAAACCAAAUGAGAAAAUCGGCUGAAAAUCUAGUAUUUUUGUUUAAUUUGCAAGAUCAGUCAAGGAGCCUCACCGUCCUGCUCGGUCAGCAGUGACGCUCUUUCCCCCUUUAAAACAUAAUUUAGAUUAUUUCCUCUCCACCUCUGGGAGAUGAUCCCUACUGAUAGAGAAGCUUUGAGACACAGGGCACGUGUGCAACUCCUGCAUACUUUCUCGAGAGAAGCCCCCACAUCCACUUUGUGCUCUCGUAGUGAGGAAGAUCCACCGCUGGGUGACUGACAGCCAGAUGGAUGCAAUAGAGAUUUCUCUUCAAAGCAUUCGCCCCCUUAAAAUGCUUUGGGAGUUUGAAGCGUUCCUUUAAAAUAUCUGCAUUAUCACUGUUAAUAUUGUCCAGCCUGGACAGCAUUGGCUAAGUGUGCAGAGCUAACCCUCCCCACUAUUCUCAGCCAGUCAAUCAAUGUAAGAGUGAUAGGAGCAGUCCCUUUGUCACAUUUUUCCCAGGAAAGCAAGGAAUCAUCGAACAGUGCAAGGACUGCACUCCCUACCAGGUCCGGUCAGCAGUGAUCAGUUAAUUGUGUGUGUGUGUGUAUAUAUAUUUUUUUUCAGGGUGCCAUUUCAAAACACACAGUAAUAGUGUUUCCCUGGGGAGGUGGAUAAACUCUAAAACACCAUAAAUAAAAAUCGGUCUUAAGACUAAUUUAGGGUGACUAGAAUGCUCCCUCCCAUAUUCUCUAUUUUGGUAAGAACAUUUACACUAACUUCUAGUGUUUGUACUUUCUUUGUUAUUAAAUCUGUGUAAUAUGUAUAAAAUUGUGUUUUGUUUUUAGAUGAGAGGAGGAGCUGUUUCAUUACGGAGAUGGUUGCGAGGUCGAAGCCUGUAUUGUUCGAAGCUGCUGACCUCCCGGUCCAAAUCUCGCACCCUAUUUCUGUGCUAUCUACUCAUUCUGCACGCAUUAGUCCUCAUGUGCCUGACCGGAGUUUUAUAG